Messenger RNA from Notodromas monacha, 45956 nucleotides. Lineage: Eukaryota; Metazoa; Arthropoda; Ostracoda; Podocopida; Cyprididae. The record is from the annotation of a GenBank genome assembly.
AUGGCUUUAACCCCUUGUCCGCCGCGUUGUGGUACGACGACAGAUGUCGACGAAUGCGCGGAGGCGGGGAAAUGCGGGCUGAACGCGGAGUGUUCUAACUCGCCGGGAGAGUUCUCGUGCGCAUGCCGCGCGGGAUUCUCAGGAACGGCAUCUAGCGAGUGCUUCGAUAUCAACGAAUGCGGCAGGGUUGGUGCGUGCGCCGUGAACGCGAAAUGCAUCAACGAACCCGGGGGAUUCAAGUGCCUGUGUCCCGACGGGUUCUCCGGAGACGGACACACUGCUUGCACUAAUGUGGAUGAGUGCGUCAUUGGGACUCCGUGUGGAGAACACACUACCUGCGAGGACACAGUUGGUAGCUACGUUUGCACCUGCAAGGAAGGAUUCGAGCGUGGUGAAAACAAAACAUGUCAUGAUAUCAACGAGUGCGUGGUUUUGUCGCAACCUUGCGGAAGGAAUGCCAUCUGCCAGAAUGCUGUCCCUGGGUACACCUGCAGCUGUCCUAUGGGUUACGAUGCCAAACCGAGAGCUGACAUUGGCUGUGAACAGAUGUCAGUGAGAACACUGUGUGGCAGCAACUUCGACUGUGUGAACAACGCCGAGUGCAUCAAUGAAGAAUGCGUCUGCAGACCAGGGUUCACCGCAGUUGGGGCUACUUGUGCGGACAUCAACGAGUGCCUCCAGAAUCCCUGUGGUCCCCACGCCGUAUGCAACAACUUACCCGGAAGUUACACGUGCCAAUGCGAAAAUGGAUUUGUUGGAAGCCCUCCGUCUGCGCCGUGCAAAGCACCCUGCGACGGUGUCAAUUGCGGGCCGCAUGCAACGUGCAAACCGCAAGGAAAAGAAGCCCAUUGCAUUUGCGAAACUGGCUGGUCGUAUGAUCCCGCCAGGAUUGACGCUGGUUGUGUUGAUGUUGAUGAGUGCAAUCCGAGAAUCGGUCCCUCGGGGAUGUGUGGAGAAAACGCCGUUUGCACAAACACGCUUGGAAGUUUCGCCUGUCAAUGCCCUCCUGGUUACUCGGGAAAUCCCUUCGGACGUUGUGUUGAUGUUAACGAAUGCUUGCGCCCUCUGGUGUGUGGUAAUGGAGCCGUGUGCGAGAAUCUCCCUGGAUCUUACAAAUGCUCCUGCCCGGCUGGAACAAUUCCAGAACCCGAUCCAUUCACUGCCUGUAUCGACUACGUCAAGUGUUCUAGUGACAACGACUGCCCUGGAAAUGCUAUUUGUGAUCCUAACAAGCAGUGUCUGUGUCCAGAGCCUAACAUUGGACAAGAUUGCAGACAUCCCUGUGAAGAUAUUUUCUGCGGUCCAAAUGCCGAAUGCAUGCUCAUUAAUGGCCGACCGAAGUGCAUGUGCGCAACAGGCUUCACUGGCCGACCUAACAUGGCUGGUUGCGUGGACAUAAACGAAUGCCUGGGGAACCCUUGCGGACGAGGAGCCCUCUGCAGAAACGAACCAGGAAGGUUUACCUGCGAAUGCCCAUCUAAUACAGCGGGAAAUCCUUACUCCGGGGAAUGCAAACAGCUUUCUGCCCCAGGGUGCUCAGCGAGUAACCCGUGUCCCCCUGGCGCAGAAUGUGUGAAAGAAGAGGCCACUGGGAACAGGGUCUGCGUUUGCAAGAGAGGUUUCGUGAGGGAUCCGGCUUCAGGGGUUUGUGCUGACAUGGACGAAUGCCUUGGCUCCAGGGCCUGUGGCUUUAACGCGCUUUGCCGGAACCACAUCGGAUCCUACUCCUGUGAAUGUCCACCUGGCUUUGCGGGCAACCCAUUCUCAGCCUGCACGGAAUGUGACUCAGCCGAGUGUGCUUGUCUGCCACCCAGCAAAUUCAUUGAUGGAGCCUGUGUGCUGGCAAACUGCUCGAUAUACAACCCUUGUCCACCAGGAGCAGAUUGCGUGAAACUAAGGAAUGGACAGACCUACUGCGCAUGCCCACAAGGAUUCCACACCAUGAAAGACGGCAGUUGUGAUGAUAUAGACGAGUGCCAGUUGUCCAAUAAUCAAAGGGUAUGCGCCUUCGGUGCCCAGUGCAUAAACCUGCCGGGACGAUUCGAGUGUAUCUGCCCCGAGGGCUACCGUGGAGACCCGUACAAUGGCGUGUGUUCCCUGGCUGCCAAACUGGAUUGCGUCAAAGAUGGCGAUUGUAGGUCCAACGAGAAAUGCGUCCAGCCCGGAGAAUGCGUUUGCCCUCCUCCAUUCUUUGUGGAUACCACGGAUAACAACAAGUGCAAGAGCCCCUGCGAGAGAUUCCCCUGUGGGCUCAACAGCCUGUGCACCCCGUCGGAUCCUCCGAGAUGCAUGUGCAAGAAGGGAUUUGCUGGAGACCCACUUCGAGGCUGUGCAGAUGUUAACGAAUGUGCCAGGAACCCUUGUGGAGCCGGAGCUGUGUGCAUCAAUGAGAUCGGCGGCUUCAAGUGUGAAUGCCCUCCUGGAACUGCGGGAGAUGCUUUCAAAAGAUGCGAUAGUCUCAGACCCGAAGUUAAGGAGGCUGAAUGCGAUGAUGACUCGUCUUGUGGACCUGAUCUGGCUUGCAAAGAUGGCACUUGUAUCAACCCGUGUGCCGCAUUACCUUGUGGACUGAAUGCCGUCUGUACCGUGGAGAACAGUGCUGCUUGGUGCAGGUGCAUGCCUGGUUUCCAAGAAAGCGGCAAUGGAUGUGUGUCCGUCUGUGCUGGUCACCAGUGCGGGGAAAAUGCACAAUGCCUGGUGGCAGCAGAAGGACUCACCUGCAAGUGCUUGGAUGGGUUCAAUGGCAACCCCUUCCCUGGCGGAGUGUGUCACCCAGACGUUUGCUCCAGCUCGAACCCGUGUGAAAGCCCACAAGUCUGUGUCCAAGGCAGAUGUAAGGAAAGAUGUGAAGGGAUCACGUGCGGGGUGGGAGCCAAGUGUGACAAGAAUUCCAACAAAUGCGUCUGCUUGCCCUUUUUCAUUGGAAACCCUGACUUGCUCUGUGUACCACCCGUCCUGCCGCCGAUUUGUUCACCGCCGUGUGGACAAAACGCACAUUGCGAGUACGGCUUUCCAAACAAGUGCGUUUGUGAUGCCGGGCAGUCUGGCAAUCCUUAUGAGAUUUGUGGAGCCCAGGAAAGGACAUGUGAUGCCACCGUCUGUGGUACCAAUGCCAACUGCAAGAGUGGGCUCGGCAGGGUUGACUGUGUCUGUCCUAUUGGCUUCCGUGGCAAUCCGUAUGUUGGAUGCGAAGACGUGAACGAAUGCAUGGGCAAUGCUUGUGGAAUGAACGCCAUUUGCAUCAAUACGAUUGGAAGUUACGAUUGCCAAUGCAAAGAAGGCCACACUGGAAACCCCUUCAUGAUGUGCAUGGCAGUGGAAAGCUUGCUAGAUGAGUCCUGCGUUGAAAAUCCAGUCAGUUGCAGGUGUGACAACGUUAACAUCUGUCCUGCGGGAUUCUCUUGCCAGAACGGAAAUUGCAUCAGCCAGUGCGAUGGGGUUUCCUGUGGACCAAAUGCAGUUUGUUCAGAGGGACUAUGCGCUUGCAUAAAUGGAUUUUCCGGGAACCCUACUGAUCUGAUCUUGGGUUGUCGUGGGCAUGAGUGCGACAAUGACCUGGAUUGCCAUUCUGAUCAGAUUUGCUUUUCCGAGACCAGCAAGGGACAACGAAAAUGUGUAGAUGCCUGCAGAAAAUUCCAAUGCGGACCAAAUGCUGCUUGUGUGGCUGAGAACCACAGAUCCACAUGUAUCUGCUUACAGGGCUUUCUUGGGAAUCCUAACGACCUGAGAGGCGGCUGUUCACCUUUGCAGAGGACAGAAUGCUCCAUUGAUGAGGACUGCCCCGGGGAACUGGUGUGCCAGUCCGGCCCGAAUGGGAUCCCUCAGUGUGUCAACCCCUGCAGGAACAUCUUCUGCGGGCAGAAUGAAGCCUGUGUUCUGAAGAAUGGGUACCCGAUUUGUGAAUGCUUCGACGAUUACAUCAAGAACCCUCUGUCCGGCACGUGUGACAAACCAAGUAUCCCUGACUGCUCUGUCGACACAGACUGUGCAACCAACAGCGCGUGCCGCGCAGAUGCACUCGGUGUCAUGAAAUGUGUACCGGUUUGCGACGGAGUGACGUGCCCUGCUCAUGCUUCUUGCGUACCCAGUGCUCACAGAGGCAUUUGCAGAUGCUUGCCUGGCUACGUUGGCAACCCCAACAGCAGGGAAGGCUGCAUGUCCAAACCGAAAGACCAAUGCUUCUCAGAUUCCCAAUGCCUGGAAACCGCCGUUUGCAAGGAAGCCGGAGGCAUCAAGAGGUGUGUUCCGACCUGUGAUUAUGUUCAGUGUGGCCCAGGAGCAGUGUGCGUGGCCAAUAAUCACGAAGGCCAGUGCCAGUGUCCUCCGGGGAAAUAUGCAGGGGAUGCCAAUGACUUACAAUCCGGCUGCAGGCUAGUGUCCUGCCUCGUGAACCAAGACUGUCCAAAAACACAUGCGUGUAACCAAGUGGAUUAUUCCUGCGUUGACGUGUGUUCUGAUGCUUGUGGACCAAAUGCGAUUUGCAUUGCCGAAGGACAUCGUGCGCAAUGCUCUUGUCGGCCAGGGUUCAAACCGGAUUCCACACCUGAAACUGGGUGUGUACCAGCAAACCCGUGCGACUCAAACCCUUGCCACUCCACAGCGAGAUGCUCAGGCACACCAGCCGGUUAUCAGUGUGACUGUCCGCUGGGCUUUGCCGGAAACCCAUAUGUGGAUGGAUGUCGGAAAUCUGGCGGGUACUGCACCAAGCAUGAAGAUUGCUCCUCAGAUGCUGUUUGCACCAAUGGCGCUUGCAAGAACCCUUGCCAAGGGGACAUAUGUGGACCGAAUUCCCAGUGCUCAGUGUCUGACCAUCAACCCCUAUGCACUUGCCUGACCGGGUUUGUGACCAUUGAAACCAACUCUGGGAGACAGGAAUGCAGAAGAGUUAGUGCUGAGUGCUUGGACGACUCCGGUUGCGGCGGAGAUGUCUGCAUCCAUUCACAAUGCAAGAUUGUGUGCCAGACAAACAACGACUGUGCGGUGGGUGAAAGUUGCGUUUCCAACAUGUGCAUGACGCCCUGCUUGGGACAUGCCCAAUGUCCACCAGGACAAGCGUGUCUUGGAAGGUUCUGCACCCUGGGAUGUAGGAAUCACGGAGAAUGCAGCAAUAAUGAGGCGUGCAUCAGCUCCAAGUGCCAAAAUCCCUGUGAUCGCCCUGGAUCCUGUGGAGCCAAUGCAGAAUGCCUGGUCGUGGGCCAUGCCGCUCGGUGCUCUUGUCCUGAGGGUUUCCAGGGUAACCCAAGUCCUCAGCAAGGCUGUGUUAGGACUCUCGUGAGUUGCAAGUCUGCGCAGGAAUGUCCUGAUGAUCACAUCUGUCAGGCUAACCAGUGUAGACCAUCCUGCGCAAGUUCUGCGGAUUGCGUGACUGGAGAACGCUGUGAAAAUGGCAUGUGCAUGAAGGUCUGCUACAACGACAACAACUGUCUUCAAGGAUCCGUGUGUGUGGAAGGAAUGUGCCAGUCAGGUUGCCGAGUGGCCAGUGACUGCCGGUCGAACGAAGUGUGCAUUGGGAACCAAUGCAGGUGCUCACCUGGGUUUAUCUACACGAAUGGGUUGUGUGAGGAUAUCGAUGAAUGCCUGAACACACCCUGCCAUCCCUCAGCAUCUUGCGUCAAUCUGGCUGGUUCCUUCAAGUGCCUGUGUCCCGAAGGAACUGUCGGCGAUCCUGUGACAACCGGAUGUCUACCUCCUCAUGAGUGCACCUCUGAUGGAAACUGCCCUGCAAAUCUAGCAUGCUUGACAGACAAACUGGGCGUCCUGAAGUGCAUUGACCCUUGCGCCAGAACUGGAUGCGGACCGAAUGCCGACUGUGUUGUGCAGAAUCAUCAAGCCUUUUGUCAAUGCAGAGACGGGUUUCUGGGAAGCCCAGCAGAUGUCAGCAUCGGAUGCUACAAGGUCGAGUGUGUAUACAACGAGGACUGUCCUGCUGAUAAGUUGUGCGACAGGUUGAACAACAGGUGCAUUGAUGCCUGUAGUCUGGUAGAUUGUGGCAGAGGUAGCUGCAAAGCAGUCAAUCAUGCGCCCACGUGCAUUUGCCAGCAAGGUUACAUCCCGCAAGGAGAACAGUGUGUAGAUGUGAACGAAUGCGUACAGAACCCAUGUCACCGAUCUGCAACGUGCCGGAAUGUCCCCGGGAGCCACCAAUGUGUCUGUCCCGAGGGAAUGGUUGGAGAUCCGUACCUUCAAGGGUGCUCUAGGCCUGGAGAAUGCAGAGGAGACUUGGAGUGUCCUGAUUCAGCCAUAUGCGUCAACAGCAGAUGUCAGAGCCCUUGUGUUGAGAAUGCUUGCGGCCGUGGUGCUGAAUGCACAGCACUAAACAAGCAGGCUGUUUGCGCUUGUCCGUUCCAUACAACCGGAGAUCCGAGGAUAGAAUGCGUCAAGCUUGAGUGUGUUGAAGAUUCUGCGUGUCCUCCAAGAGAAGCUUGCAUAAACAACAAGUGCACAAAUCCAUGCAGCAUCCCGGGAGUCUGCGGUGCUAACACUAUCUGUGACCCUGCUGAACACUCGGCAACUUGUGCCUGUCAAGCAGGUUUCACGGGAGACUUCAGGCUCGGGUGCACCAAGAUUUUGAGUUGCAAUGGAGAUGAGCAAUGUCCUGGUGGACAAAUAUGCAGCAAAGGGCUUUGCGCUGAGCGUUGCGCAUCCCACCGUGAAUGUCUACCCGAUCAGAUUUGCCUGGAUGGAGCAUGUCAGCCAAGAUGUCAAUCGGACAAGAAUUGUCCCGAGUACCAUUCCUGCCAAAAUGGGAUCUGCGUUCUGGAGAGCAGGUGUAGGAUUGAUGAUGAAUGCUCCGGUGAUGAAUCGUGCAGACCGAACACCUAUGGACAAGCGGAAUGCAAGAAUGUCUGCGACGGACUGGUGCUGUGUGGUCGCAAUGCUGAGUGUGUUCCUUACGAACAUCAACCUACGUGCAGGUGUAAAGCUGGAUUUUUCGGCAACCCGCAAGAUGAGAAAGUUGGUUGUGUGCGUAAAGAAUGUGAGAAAGACGCCGACUGCAGACUCUCCAGCCACACGUGUCACGAAUUCCAGUGCAAGGCUGCUUGCAGGGUUUCCAAUCCCUGUGGAGAGAAUGCAUUGUGUUCUUCGGAAGACCAUACUGCUAAGUGCAGGUGCAGGGAAGGAUAUUCCGGCGAUCCCAUCAGAUCUUGCUCCCCGAUUGACUACUGCAAAUCCAAACCUUGUGGACCAGGUGCUUCUUGUGAGAACGACAGGAGGGGCUCUUAUGUCUGCCAAUGCCCCGAGGGAACCGUGGGAGACGCUUAUACAGAUGGUUGCGUGCAGCCAGUAGAAUGUGAGGCGGACAAUGACUGUCCUAUGACAGCCAGAUGCACAACAGUCCGCAGUGAGCCGAAAUGCACAGAUGUUUGCCAGGAGUUGACGUGUGGCCCGAAUGCGAAGUGCAAGUCCAUCAACCACCAAGGAGUCUGUGAAUGCAUCGAAGGAUAUGCUGGUGACCCCAGUGAUGUCCUGAGGGGUUGCAUUCCUCAGGAAGUUCCAUGUCGCCUCAACACGGACUGUCCGGUCGGAACCAUUUGCGAUGGUGGCUUCUGUAGGGCUGCUUGUCAAGCUGAUCAGGAGUGUGGACCAACGGAAGCCUGUGUGAGAGGCCAGUGCACAGAUCUGUGCGACGCUGACACUGCUUGUGGCAUCAACGGCAAAUGCAAAAUGGAAAACCAUGAGAAGCAAUGUGAAUGUGCUGAUGGAUUCACUGGAAACCCGGUGUUUGAAUGCAUUAGGAUGCCUGUGGCCUGCCAGGAUGACUCCAAUUGCCCUAGAGGUUUUGUGUGUCAGGAACAGGUGUGCAUGCCAAGAUGCAGAGCGGACACAGAUUGCGCAGGGAAUGAAAAGUGCUUUGGAGGGAACUGUGUGCUGACUUGCCGGGGCAAUGAUGACUGUUUCUUGGGUCAUGUCUGCCUGAAUCGGGUCUGUCUCAUCGGUUGCCUUGAGAAUGAAGAUUGUUCAUCUGGUGAAGCCUGCCUGCAGAACAGAUGUCGAAACCCAUGUGAUGCUGGAGCUGCCUGCGGACCGAAUGCGCUGUGUUCCGUGGAAGACCACCGGGCUCAGUGUUCUUGUCCUGCGGGUUUCAUUCCUAAUCCGUCUGCCAAUGUGGCCUGUGUUAGGGAACCAACGAGAUGCAGCAUCAACAACCAAUGUCCCCAGGGAUCAGUGUGUGAAGCAUCCGUUUGCCGACCAAUCUGUUCAUCAAGCGAAAACUGCCUCCCGAGUGAGAAAUGUGACAGCGGGGUCUGCAAGCCGAUCUGCAGAAGAGACAACGACUGCAGAAACGGGGAAAUUUGUGAAGACUUCAUUUGUGCAGUUGGGUGCAACGCUGAUGCUGAAUGUGCGGAUGCUGAAGCUUGCGUGAACAACAAGUGUCUGAAUCCAUGUGACUCUUUGACUGCAUGUGGAACGAAUGCGCUGUGCAAGGUGGUGAAUCACCAAGUCCAGUGUAGAUGUCCCCCAGGAAUGAUUGGUGACCCAGGCUUCAGCUGCAGACUGCCACCGAAAUCCUGCUCAGAGAAUGAGGAAUGCCCCAAUGCACAAACCUGUUUCCAGGGGAUAUGCAGACCAACUUGCUCGAAUGAUGUCAACUGCUUGGAUAAUGAGCGAUGUGUUGGAGGCGUGUGCAAAUCCAUUUGCAACUCUGACGAGGAAUGCAGUGACGGAGAGAUUUGCAGUGGAAGAUUGUGCAUCAUUGGCUGCAGGUCUGAUUCAAGCUGUCCCGCUGACCAAGCCUGCAUCAACAAACAGUGCAGAAACCCUUGCGAAGGAGCUGCAUCUUGCGGCGAAUGUGCGUUGUGCAAAGUCGUCAAUCACGCACCUCAGUGCUCGUGUCCAGUGAACACCGUUGGGAAUCCCUCUGUGGGCUGCAGGAGGCAGUUCAAGCUCUGUAAGGACAACAGGGGCUGUGGCAGAGGUGGAAUCUGUGCUGAUGGCGUUUGCGCUUAUCCCUGCUCGAAUAAUGACGACAAAAGUGGCUGUUCAUGUGGAGAAAUCUGCUCUGGCGGGUACUGCAAACACCAGUGCUCUGGAGACAACGCCUGUCCUGCUAAUGUUGAUGCUUAUUAUGUCUUGGAAUUCCAGGGCCACUUGUGUAUUGACGGACUGUGCAGCUCCGGCUGCAGAUCCAAUGCUGACUGCAACAAUGACAAGGCAUGCGUUGAAGGGAAGUGUCAAAACCCGUGUGAUUUCAAGCCCUGUGGGGAGAAUGCCGAGUGCCUGUCUUCAGAUCACAAAUCAGUGUGCUUGUGCCCCAGUGGAUACGUUGGUGAUGCUUUCGCGGCGUGUCGCAAAGCAGAGUGCUCCGUGGAUUCCGAUUGUGCUGGUUCACAGGCUUGUUCUGACAGAUCCUGCGUGAAUCCGUGUCUCAGAAGUGAUGCUUGCGGUGUUAAUGCCCAGUGCAGAGUGGAGAACAAGCAGGCCUUGUGCUUGUGUCCUCCAGGAUUCGUUGGCAAUCCAGCCGUAGAAUGCCGUCAAGAUAUCAACGAAUGUCUAGGGAAUCCAUGUGGAUCGAAUACCAUUUGCACGGACCGCCCGGUAGGUUUUAACUGUGAAUGCGAAGAAGGAUGUGCCGGAGAUCCGUACAAGGGCUGCAUCUGCAGGGAGUCCUACACAGACCCCUGCCUGAACGUCAACUGUGGAACUAGAGCUUCUUGCAGGGUGGAAGGCGACAGAGGUGUCUGCUUCUGUCCGCUAUCUUUCCCUACUGGAGACCCUUACAUUUCCUGUCAGCCAGAGAGGCUGGAUGCAGACUGCAGAACAACAGGGUGCGGAGAGAAAGCAGACUGUGUCCUCGGUCAAGGGACAGAUUAUGUGUGUAAGUGCCAAGAAGGAACGACUGGAAAUCCGCUGGUGAAAUGCGAUGGACCUGUUGGGAAAUGCAGGACGGACAAGGACUGUCCGGUGGACGAGACCUGCACGGACGGCCAUUGCUCCGACCCGUGUCUGGUGCGCGGGGCCUGCGGGCGCAACGCCCUGUGCUCCACAGUGCUGCACAAGCCUCGCUGCUCCUGCCCGCACUGCUUCCGCGGCAGAGCAACCGAAGAGUGCGUCCCCGAUCCCGUGUGUCGCCCGCCACCGCCGCCGUGCGCCACGCAUUCCUGUCCGGGCAACCGGAUUUGCGAGGUGCGCGGAACCGAGCCUGUGUGCGUGUGUCGUCACGGGUUCGUCCUGAGUGCGGCCGGGGACUUCGAGUGCGCCCCGGACGCCGGCGAGUGUCGCAGCGACGCGGAAUGCCCGGCGCAACUCGCGUGUGUUCGCGGUCGUUGCGAAGACCCGUGUCGCGUCAAUAGCCCGUGUCCCGCUGGCCGCAUUUGCGACGUCGUCGACCAUCGCGCCGUCUGCGUGUGCACGCGGGAUUGUUCCGCCGAGGCCUUCAUUUGCCUGCGCGACGACGGGUGUCCUCCGGACCGGGCCUGUCGCGGGUACCAGUGCCAGGACCCGUGUGUGGACGCCGCGUGUCCCAGCGAGGCGCCGUGCGUCGUGGAAGACCACAGGCCGGUCUGCAAGUUCUGUCCGCCUGGAUUCGUCGUCGACGCCCGUCAGGGCUGCGUCAAAGGCGAAGAGCCCGUGGAAAGCGUCUGCUCACAAGACCAAGACUGUUUGCCUGAUAUGCUGUGUAGUAGCAAGAAGUGUGUCCCAGCGUGUCGGGCGGACUCCUGCAAGGGCCCAUACUCCUGCCAAGCUGUGGAUCAUUCGCCAAACUGUAUUUGUCUCAAUGGAGAUUGUUCCGAGUCGAGUACACCUGGAGGAGAACCUGUGUUUCACACUGGAGAUGACGGAUUGAACACUGGAACCCCCGAACGAACUACAGGGACCAUUGUGAUACCGGGACCAAGUAGUCCAAGGCCUGGUGCGGUGGUUGGAAUUACCGGAUCCACUGUCAAUCCGAAUGUGAUAAUAAGCUCAGUCCCUACUCCAGACGUCAGCGUAGUUCCAACAACCAUGGAGGCACCAAGAACCAAGCAGCCAAUUGGUUCCACUGUUAAAAUUGAGACUGGUUCACCAGGAAUCGUUAGAUUUAGGACAACCGUUUCCACACCGAGUCUAAGACCAAGUGAACCUUCCGUUUUUGAGGGAGAUGGGCCAACUCGUGCUACACCUGCGACCGGCUCCACGCGGAGACCAAGGCCAAGUUUGCCUUCAGUUUUUGAAGUUGUUGGGUCAACUGGUACAACACCUGCUACUGAUUCCACACAGAGACCAAGGCCAAGUUCUCCUUCAAUUAUUGAAGUAGAAAGUCCAACUCGCCCAAAACCUGUGACCGGUUCCACGCAGAGACCAAAGCCAAGUUCUCCUUCAGUUAUUGAAGUAGAAAGUCCAACUCGCCCAAAACCUGUGACCGGUUCCACGCAGAGACCAAAGCCAAGUUCUCCUUCAGUUAUUGAAGUAGAAAGUCCAACUCACCCAAAACCUGUGAGCGGUUCCACGCAGAGACCCAGGCCAAGUGUACCUUCAGUUUUUGAAGAAGAAGGUCCAACUCUUACAACACCUGCGAGUAGGCCUACGUUUCCAAGUAGGACUCCACGUCCCGAGUUGAAGCCUGGAGACAGGACUACCACCCGAACUCAAGUGGUUUCUGAGAGACCAGUUGUUGGAGAAAUACCCAGACUCGACGUGAAUGGAAAAACUACUCCCAAGCCUAUUGGAACCAAGAGACCUGUGUUUAUCCCAUCUAAACCAAGAAGCACCGUUGCUCCCAUAACCACUGAUGCACCCAUAACCACUGCGACAAACUUCACACCAUCUCCAAAGACUGCGCUGGAUUGUGGGGCUAAUGAAGACUGCCCAACAACAGAGGCUUGCAUGAGUGGCAAAUGUGUCAAUCCAUGUCUAGAAGCCAAUCAUUGCGCAUCGAAUGCGUUUUGCUAUGUAGACACCCACAGGCCCACCUGUGUCUGUCCCCCUAAUGAAGUUGGUAACCCUGAGACCAAGUGUCAAUCAGUGGUGGGAUGCAGAACCAACGCCGACUGCUCUCCUGCUCUGGCAUGCAUCGAUGGACAAUGUGAGAGCCCUUGUUCCCUGAACAACCCUUGCGUGAAUGGACAGAUCUGUGAGGUCAAAGGACAUGAGGCUGUUUGUGUUUCUGUUUGUGCCUGUCAGAAGGACGCGGAUUGUGGAUCAAGGGCUACGUGUGAUGGAUGUCAUUGUACACCUGUAGUUGAAACUGAACCAUCUGUCAGAGAAUGUGAUGAUCAGUUGUGUCCUUUUGGUGAGACCUGUGUGGCCGGCGAAUGUGUCCCCGUCACUACUCCAAGCGUGAAUGACGCUUCAGGGGAAAAGUCAGGAGGGACAAAUAAGGGGGACGCAAAGGGCACCACUGAGUUACCAACUACAUUCCUGCCCUACGGCCCUUGUGAAACUGAUUCUCAGUGCCCUCAUGCACUGGCCUGUGAUGGGCACCUUUGCAUUGAUCCUUGUGCAAAGCAGCCUUGUGGAAGGUCUGCUGAUUGUGUUACCGUAUUGAGGAGGCCCAUGUGCCACUGUGCCAAAGGGUUCACUGGUAACCCUGCGCAGGAAUGUGUCCCAGCCUUGUGCUUGAAGGACGUAGACUGUGGGGCCAGUGAGGCUUGCUCGGGCGGGUCGUGUGUUGACCCUUGCCUGCUGGCCCCAUGUGGACGUGACGCGAUUUGCCGGGUGAUUCAGCAUUCAUCCCACUGCUUCUGUCCCGAGGGCUUUGUGGGCAACCCUCUGCAAGUCUGCCACCUUGCUGAAAAUUGCUCAUCAAGCGAAGUCUGUGAGCUGGAUCAGAUCUGCUUGGACAGAUAUUGUCAGAACCCGUGUCAGCAGCCCACAAACCCGUGCCAAGUCCCUGGCACCCGAUGCGUGGUCCAAGACCACAAAAUGGGUUGCGUGUGUCCGCCAGACCACGAAAUGGAUUCUUCCAACCAGGCCUGUGUGAGAGUCAAAUGCAUCCUUCAAGAGGAUUGUGGGCCAGGUCGGGUUUGUGUCUCUGGGGUCUGCAAGGGUGGGUGUGCCAGCUGUGGGCCAGGUGCAGUGUGUGAUGUCCUGCAAGGAUCCUGCUUUUGUCCUGAGGGCUUUGUAGGAGAUCCCUAUCUGCUCUGUAACAAAAUUGGUUGCAAGUUGGAUGAAGAAUGUUCACCUACUAAGUCAUGCAUAAGCAACAUCUGCCUGGACCCCUGUGUCCGUGGGAUCACGUGUGGGAUCAAUGCCCGGUGUCAAGUCCUGCGGCACAGGCCUAUUUGCAUCUGUCCUGAUGGAUUUCAAGGGAACCCCAAGAGGCUCUGCGAAGUGUCCACUGGGAAACCGGCCUGUCAGUACAAUGAGGACUGUCCGCUGGAUGAGCUGUGUGACCGGUUGAACCGAGUUUGUAGGAACCCUUGCGAUGCUUCGAGUUGUGGCACAAACGCGGGAUGCGUGGUUGUCAACCAUGAGCCCAGAUGCAAGUGUCCUCCGGGGCAUGUUGGAAAUCCCUACAUUGAAUGCACCAUCAAGCCAUUCAAUCCUUGCGAACCGAAUCCGUGUGGAGAAGAUGCCCUGUGCCAAGUGGAGAACGGCGCUGCUAUCUGCCUGUGUCCCAAAGGAACCACUGGGAAUCCUUACCACAAAUGCUUGCCUGAAGGAGACAUCUGUUCACCGAACCCUUGUGGUGCCAAUUCCGGGUGCAGAGUGAUUGCUGGACAAGUGACCUGUUUCUGCUUACCGGAGUUCGAAGGACAGCCUCCCAAUGUGCCUUGCAGGAGACCUCAAAAUCCAUGUCAGCCGAAUCCUUGUGGACCGAACACCAUGUGCGAUGUGGUGAAUGGCUACUACAGAUGCGUGUGCAGGUCUGGGUUCAUUGAAGAUCCAAAUACUGUUGAGGGCUGCAGACGUCCAGACCCAUGUAGCCCGAACCCCUGUGGGCCAGGUGCUCAAUGUGAUUCAUACAGACAACCCGUGUGCUUCUGCCCUCCCGGCACUGUUGGUGAACCGUAUUCUGGGUGUACUUCGCCAGUAACUGAUGAAUGCAGUGCAGCCUGUGGGCCAAAUUCCAACUGCGUCAACGGCAAGUGCUAUUGUGCCCCAGGAUUCGAAGGUAACCCUGUCACAGGAUGCACGAGGCCAGUUGAUCGAAACCCAUGCCGCUCGAACCCGUGUGGUCCGAACUCGAAUUGUCGAGUAGAUUCUCAAGGACUACCAAUUUGUGACUGUGCACCAGGAUUUUAUCCGAAACCUGAUCCCAGUCAAGGGUGUGGACCAGAGUGCUACCGAGAUUCUGAGUGCUCCGAGUUGCUUUCUUGCAUUGGACAGGUGUGCAGGGAUCCUUGUGGUGCCUGUGCCCUCAAUGCAAGGUGUCAAGUAAAGAACCAUCAGCCCAUUUGCUCUUGUCCGGAAGGGAUGACUGGGGACCCGUACAAGUCCUGUUUCGCUCAACCGGUCAUUGAAAAACUGCCGGAGGAUCCGUGCAACCCUAGUCCCUGUGGUAUCAACACAGAGUGCACCAUUGCAGAAGGCAGACCGGUUUGCACAUGUAUCCCAUAUUAUGGCGGAGAUCCAGAGGUUGGGUGUCGGCCAGAAUGUGUGGUCAAUUCAGAAUGCCCGUUGGACAAAGCCUGUAUCAACCAAAAGUGUAGGAAUCCCUGUCCAGGGUCAUGUGGGCUUAACGCUAUCUGCAGUGUGAAGGAACAUGACCCCGUGUGCACCUGUGCCAAUGGGUUCGCGGGUGACCCUUUCAGAAGGUGCUAUCCUCCACCAGUUACACCAGAAGUCAAGGAAGAAGAUCCGUGUAACCCAAAUCCAUGUGAUUCUAAUGCUGAGUGCAGGGUCAAGAAUGGAGAAGCCAUUUGCUCUUGCUUACCGGGCUACUUCGGGCAGCCAUGUAGGCCUGAGUGCAGCAUCAAUGCAGAUUGUGACAUGCACAAAGCGUGCGUGAAUCUCGAGUGUAAAGAUCCUUGUCCAGGCUCAUGUGGGUAUGGAGCAGAUUGCAGCGUAGUCAAUCACAUUCCGAUUUGCCAAUGCCCUCCUGGCUAUACGGGGGAUCCCUUCAGCCGAUGUGUCGUGGAACAAUCACCAGCAGUCUCGAGUCCUUGUGAACCUAAUCCCUGUGGGUCGGGAGCAUUGUGCUUAGUGGACUCCGGCCAAGCGAAGUGUGUCUGUCCUCCGAACUACGUUGGAAGCCCUUACCAUCACUGUAGACCAGAGUGCAUUGCAGACAGUGAGUGCUCCCCAGAACUCGCUUGCAUCAAUCAGAGAUGUGUAGACCCUUGCCCUGGGCUUUGUGGUGCAAAUGCGUUGUGUCAAACCGUGAGCCACAAUCCAACCUGUGAAUGCCUCCCCGGAUAUGUCGGAAACGCUUUUGAAGGCUGUCGACCAGCACCCAUUGGCGCUGAAAGACCAGGUCCGGACAACCAAGUGAACCCAUGCUACAAGCAACCCUGUGGACCAAAUGCCAAGUGUUACGCUCAGGGUGAUCGGGCAGCUUGUGCAUGUCUACCAGGUCUACAGGGCAAUCCGUGGUAUGGCUGCAGCCAUGAGUGUCUCAUGAGCAGUGACUGCCCUCUGGACAAGGCCUGCGUAGGACAGAAAUGCGUGGACCCGUGCCCUGGCACUUGUGGAAUACUGGCCGUGUGUGAGGUUUACAACCACAAGCCCAACUGCAGGUGCCCUCCAGGUUACACUGGAGACCCCUUCUAUCAAUGUCGGGUCAUUCCACGAAAUCCCACGACAGAAGGCCCAUUAGUUCCGGUGGGUAUUAUUGCAGUGCCACCGAAAAGACCAGAAGUGUUUCCGAAUGAACCACAACUACCAGAAGUGCCAGUAUUGUUGAAACCCACUGCUGAGCAUCCGGAGAAAUUGCCGCCACUUUCGGAGAUCAAGCCUGGAUUGGCUGUGCCUGUUGUUCCAGUUGAAGUGGCGCCUUCUGUGCCAAAUACAGCAGAAAAUGAGAUUAUACCAGUGGUUCAGACAUUCACCCUCGAACCAGUUGAAGUUCAGGCUGCAACUGCAGGACCGCCACUGCCACCUAUAAAAGAAGAAAGCCCUCCGAUCCUUCAGCAGCCAGUGGUUGUUGUUGUUGAGGCUCCUGGCGGCAGCUUGACCCCGACUCCGUCCCCAGCGUUUGAGCCUGAAGCUGUUGAGGAUGACAUUUGUUCUGGAGUGGACUGUGGCCCUGGGGCAGUGUGCGUCUCAACAGAGGGAUAUGCCGCUUGCAUUUGCAAACCAGGAUUCAUUGGUAACCCUAUCACAGGCUGCACCGAGAGCUGCUUGCUGGAUGCAGACUGCUUACUUAAUGAGGCCUGCAGGAAUGGGGACUGUAUAGAUCCUUGCAAGAACUUCUGCGGAGUCAAUGCAGAUUGCCUAGUGAGAAACCACAAGCCAUUCUGUCAAUGCAAGCCAGGCUACACUGGGGAUCCUUUCUCGGUAUGCGCUUCCAUUUCUGGGCAGCCUGACUCGACUCCUGGUACCACAGGUUGUGACCCGCCAUGUGGAGCCAACGCAGAGUGUGUAAAUGGGGCUUGUCAGUGUAUCCCUGGAUAUGUUGGGAACCCUUAUCGAAUCUGUCAGCCAGAGUGCUUGAGGGACGAAGACUGUGGACUGGCGGAAGCAUGUGUGAACCAAAAAUGCCGGGAUCCCUGCUUGGGAUCUUGUGCAUUUAAUGCACAGUGCACUGUGGUGAACCAUAAACCUCUGUGUAGCUGUCUUCCUGGAUUGACAGGGGAUGCUUACAGUGGAGGAUGUUCACCGGUUGCCACUGAACCUGUUGGUCCACCAGGAGUAGUGACGGAGAGUCCAUCGGUGCCAAUUGGUCCGCCGGUAACUGGAGCUCCUCCAGUUACCGAUUCUCCUGUUAGGCCACCUGGCAUUGUUGAACCUCCUGCCAUCAGGCCUCCUUCUAUCACGGAACCUCCAUUCAUCAGGCCACCUGUCAUCACAGAGCGUCCGAUCGUUAGGCCUCCUGCCAUCACGGAUUCUCCAAUUAUUAGGCCGCCUUCCAUCACGGACAUCCCAGUCGUCAGGCCGCCUUCCAUCACUGAAGCGCCUAUCGUUAGACCUCCUGUCAUCACUGAGCAGCCGUUUAUCCCUCCGGUAAUUCCUGGUCAGCCAGGUACGAGACCCCCAGUAGUCAGACCACCGAUCGUCACGGAAGAACCAGAAGGAUCUGUUGGACAACCACCACUACCUACCAGACCACCACCGAUUAAUCCUUGUGCUGUAUCACCUUGUGGACUGAAUGCGGAUUGCAUCCCUUCUGGAAGUCGCCCAGUGUGCAUAUGUGCCCAGGGAUUUUCGGGGAACCCGAUUGUUGGCUGUAGACCAGAAUGCGUAUCCAACUCAGAGUGCCCUUUGUCUUCGGCGUGUAUCGGGAACAAGUGUAAAGACCCUUGUCCCAACACGUGUGGAGUGAAUGCAGCGUGUCAAGUGGGCAAUCACAAUCCUAUAUGCUCCUGUUUGCAAGGUUUCACUGGGAACCCAUUCCUGCAAUGUGUGGAACAGCAGACCCCGACAGCUACCGGUGAUGCCUGUGUGCCGAGUCCUUGUGGACCAAACACCGAGUGUAGGGUCAGUUCUGGAAGACCGAUCUGUUCGUGUUUGAGAGACUAUUUCGGCAACCCGUUGAGUGGGUGCAGGCCAGAGUGUGUACUGAACUCGGAUUGCUCGAGAAACUUGGCUUGUGUGAGGAACAAGUGUGUUGAUCCUUGUGCUGGGUCUUGUGGAACCAAUGCUCGAUGUGAGGUCAACAACCAUAAUGCCGUCUGCUACUGUCCCUCCCACCUGACUGGGGACCCUUUUGUGCAAUGCAUCCCGUUUCCGAGUGGACCGAGCGGCACCACGGAGGUUGGAACGGUAACCACCAGGCCACCAUUUGUAGACUACUGCAACCCGAGUCCUUGCGGCAGUAACACCGAGUGCAGGAUUGGUGGUAGGAGGCCAAUCUGCAGGUGCAUUCCAGGCUACUUCGGGAACCCUCUCAUAAGUUGUCGGCCGGAGUGUGUGAUUGACUCCGACUGUGCUCGACACCUGUCAUGCGUUAGAAACCGAUGCAUAGAUCCUUGUUCUGGUGUUUGUGGGGUGAAUGCCUACUGUCAGACGGUGGCCCAUGCUCCUGUCUGUUAUUGCACACCUGGUUACACUGGUGAUGCGUACAGGAGAUGCAACAGAGUCACCGAAGCUGUUGAAGAAGAGACUGUUCCAGGUGUCCCAAGUGUCCCAGGUAUCCCAGCUGUGGGAACUUGCAGUCCGUCCCCUUGUGGUCCGAACACCAACUGCAUGAUAGUGUUUAACAGGCCAGUUUGUUCAUGCUUGCAUCAACAUUCUGGGAACCCGUACACGGGAUGCAAGCCUGAGUGUUCUCAGAAUUCUGAUUGCAGGCCGUUCGAGGCUUGCGUCAGCAAUUCUUGCGUGAACCCUUGUCCUGCUGGCUGCGGCUCAGGGUCCGAUUGCUCUGUACAGAACCACAAUGUUAUCUGUGUUUGUCCUACAGGAUUUCAAGGGGACCCUUACUUCCAGUGCAGGCCUCUGGUGGAGUCUGAACCAACAAGACCACCUGCGCCAGUAGACCCAUGCUAUCCAUCACCUUGUGGAGCCAAUGCAAACUGUAGGGUGCAAGAAAACAGAGCAGUGUGCACUUGCUUCCCUGAAUACCUGGGCAACCCUUACACUGGGUGCAGGCCUGAAUGCGUGAUUGACCCAGAUUGUGCCAGAGACAGGACGUGCAUCAGCAAUAAAUGCCUGGACCCUUGUCCAGGUAGUUGCGGAGUGAACGCCUUAUGUGAAGUAUCCGACCAUCGACCCAGGUGCUACUGCGCGGAAGGAUAUGGUGGAAAUCCCUAUGUGCGCUGUGAUUACGUUCGCCCAGAGGUGCAGCCAGUGGAGACAGACCCUUGCAAUGACCCUAACCCGUGUGGUCCCAACACUGUUUGCGAUGUGGUUCAAGGGAGACCAGUGUGCACAUGCUUGCCGCUGUAUUUUGGAGACCCAGAAAGGGGUUGUCACCCUGAGUGCCUGGUAAACUCGGAAUGCCCGAGGGACAAGGCUUGUAUCAAUGCCAAAUGCGUGAACCCGUGUCAGCCGCAGCCUUGUGGUGUCAAUGCUAAUUGUGAAGUGGUGAACCAGGCUCCUGUCUGCAGUUGUCCUCCCAACUACUUCGGGAGUCCCUAUGUGCGAUGUGAGCCCGUUCCUGUACAACCAGAAGUUAUCAGGGACCCUUGCAAUCCAUCACCAUGUGGUUCUGACACGACAUGCCGAGUUGUCGAUGGUAGACCGGUUUGCACAUGCCUGCCGGGCUACUUCGGAAACCCUGACACUGGAUGCCGACCGGAAUGCCUCAGUGCCUCUGAAUGCCCGCAGGACAAAACUUGUGUUAGGAACAAGUGUGUGGAUCCUUGUCCCGGCACCUGCGGACCCCAGGCACUUUGUGAUGUCAUCGCGCACAACCCCAUCUGUAAUUGUGCACCUGGAUAUACUGGAGACCCGUAUUACGGCUGCUCUAGAAUUCCACCGAAACCGGAGCUCCCACCGAACCCAUGCUACCCGAAUCCAUGUGGACCAAACACCGACUGCCAGGUCCAUAACAACCGGCCCGUGUGCAACUGCUUGCCUGGCUACUUCAAGAACCCCGCUGGGGGCUGCAAGCCAGAAUGUGUCCAGGAUAAUGAGUGUGCUACUUACUUUGCCUGCCAGAAUCAGAAAUGUGUGGACCCUUGCUUGAACUACUGCGGGAUAGAUGCCAUCUGUGACGUGAGAAAUCACAGACCAGUUUGCGCUUGUCCGCGAGGAUACACUGGUGAUCCAAGGAUCCGUUGUGAUGCCCUAACUAUCCAAGUGGAGAAUGAACCAGCAGACCCGUGCAACCCAUCACCAUGUGGUCCGAAUACUCAAUGCAAAGUGGACGGGAAUCGCGCGAUUUGCGCAUGUUUGCCGGGUUUCUUCGGCGACAAUCCAAUCGCGGGUUGCAGGAGGGAAUGUGAAUACAGCAGGGAUUGUGCACUUCAACUGUCCUGCAUCAAUUAUAGGUGCCAGGACCCAUGCCCGGGGCUCUGUGCGGUCAAUGCUCAGUGCAAUGUUAUCAAUCAUGAUCCGCGCUGCUAUUGCCCGCCUGGUUUCACUGGGGAUGGAUUCUCCAGAUGCGAUCCAAUUACUGAGGAACCAGUUAGGGUGGAUCCUUGUCAAACGAACCCUUGUGGAAGAAAUGCAUACUGUGUAUCCCAGGGAUACGACAGUUUCAAGUGCGUCUGUGACACCGGAUAUUCUGGCAAUCCUGAGUUGGGCUGCUUCAGGGAAUGUGAAGCCAACAAUGACUGUCCUGACUUCCUGGCGUGUGUGAACUACAAGUGCACGGAUCCUUGCUUGAACACCUGUGGGCUGAACGCUUUGUGUGAGACCAGAAACCAUUAUCCGAAGUGUAUUUGCCCUGCUGGAUUCUCUGGCAAUCCUCUGCAAAGCUGUGAAAAAUAUCAAGAGCCAGAAAGAGAGAGUGUGGAAUGCACCAGAGAUUCAGAAUGCCCAUCAACUGAUGCUUGUGUGAACAACGAGUGCGUCGAGGCAUGCAGGGCUUAUCAACAAGUUUGCGCAUCCAACGCUCUGUGCAACUCUGUCCAGCACAGGCCUGUGUGCAGUUGUCCUGAAGGUUUCGUUGGGAACCCACAAUCUGAAUGCAGAGAGCUUGGAUGCAAAGCUCACUCUGAAUGCCUCAUCACUGAAGCGUGCGUGGAAAAGGAAUGCAAAGACCCUUGCUUGUACCAGCAAUGUGGACCGCAGGCCUUGUGUAGGGCACAAAAUCACAGAGCAGUCUGCUACUGUCCACCCGACUUCAGAGGAAACCCAGUCACAGGUUGCACCAGGCCAGAGUGUGUUUCCAGCUAUGACUGUCCACUUACUUUGACUUGCGAAAAUGAGCGAUGUGUGGACCCGUGCAAGUGCCCACCUGGAGCUGCCUGUCAUGUUCAGAAUCAUCUCGGAGUCUGCUACUGUCCUCCAGGUUACACUGGCAAUCCCAAUGUUGGAUGCAUCCCUGCUGAAACACUUGUCUUAUCUAUCCAAACUCUGUUGAUAAUAUAUGCCGAAAAUAUUGGUGAUCUGAAAAUUCCAGAACCGGUGACAGAAGCCGCUGAAGUUGGUUGCGCGCAGGACUCGGAUUGUUACAGCAAACUGGCGUGCAUCAAUGGGGAUUGUGUGAAUCCCUGCGAUGUACUGCGACCAUGUGGCCUAAAUGCAGUUUGUAAAGUGGUCGACACCCUUCCGUCAAGAACGAUGACUUGUGAAUGUCUUCCUGGGUUCGUCGGGAACCCAGAACGUUCUUGCCAGCGACCAGCUGUGGAAGAACCCGUCGGAUGCCAGAGUGAUGCUGACUGCAGAUUGAAUGAAGCUUGCAGGAACACGGAAUGCGUCAAUCCGUGCAUAGUUGCCAAUCCGUGUGCAGACUCAGCGCGCUGUGCUGUGAUCGCUCACAAAGCUGAAUGCUCUUGUCCGGAUGGCUACACUGGGGAUCCCUACAGGAACUGCUACACAAUUCCAGUUACUAGGGCACCAGAAUGCAGAUAUGACUCGGAUUGCCCUGAUGACAAAUCUUGCCUCGGAGAGAAGUGUGAGAACCCCUGCAAUGGCAAUGUUUGUGGCCGGGGUGCUGUGUGCAGGGUCCAGUCGCACAGACCGAUCUGCACCUGCCCCCCGGGGUGGGGAGGAAAUCCCAACAUUGAGUGCUUCAAACCUGAAUGUGUGGACGACAAUGAGUGCCCAGAUUCCCUGGCAUGUCUGAAUGGCCAGUGCCUGAACCCAUGCAGUAUAGAUAUGGUCAAAUCCGUUGCGGUGCAAAUGCGGAAUGCCGGGUUUCACAACAUCGCCCGCGCUGCUUCUGCCCACCUGGAACCCAAGGCGACCCAUCAGUGUCCUGUGUGGCGGUGGGUUGCCAGUUCAAUGAGGACUGCAAUUUCGACGAAGCCUGCGACCGACAGAAUCAGAGCUCAACCCCCAAAGCCAGAACAGCAACCAGAGUGUGUGACUGAUGCUGAUUGCCCGAGUCAAAUGGGAUGCAUCAAUGCUGUCUGCCAAAAUCCGUGUUAUGCCGCCAAUCCGUGCAACCCAGACCAGAACUGCGUGGUGAAGGACACCUUGCCUGUGAGGUCCAUCAGUUGCGAAUGCCCACCUGAUACAUACCUUACUAACGGUGGAAACUGUGAGGCGCCUGCUGUCGCAGAGCCGGAAUGCGUCAGGGACACAGAUUGCUCAUUGGAUAAGGUCUGCGUCAACAGGGAGUGCAAAAACCCGUGUAACAUCGGCAGGCCAUGUGGAAUCAAUGCUUAUUGCUUAGCUCAGAACCACGGGACGAUUUGUAGAUGUGAACCAGGCUACACCGGGGAACCUACGAGGAACUGCUACCAAAUCGUAACGACGUUGAGACCAGUAACUGAAGCACAGCCGGAAUGUGUCUCCGAUGAUCAAUGCACUUAUGACAAGGCCUGUGUGGCCAACACUUGCGUCAACCCUUGCAGGGACAACCCGUGUGCUACUUCUGCACUGUGUUUCCCUCAGAAUCAUGCAGCAGUGUGCAGAUGUCCGACAGGCUACGAAGGCAAUCCUACGCGUUAUUGUUCACCAACAUUUGUGCUGGGAGUUUAUUCCCAGCUGAUUGUUCGAAUGGAUUCUUUUUUUUUAAUCGGGCCUGGUCAAUGCUGCUUGCCGCAAAGUGUGGAAGUUGAGGUUAAUGCCCGUUUAAUUUGCCAUCAGUUCCUGAACCAGAGCGGCCAGACUCAGGCUGCCGGUCAGACUCAGACUGCGCCUUGUCUUUGGCCUGUAUCAACGCCAAGUGCCAAGACCCCUGUAAUUGCGGAUCAAACGCUGAAUGCAAUGUCAUCAGUCAUCGCCAAAUAUGCUCUUGCCUCCCCGGCUUUGAGGGCAACCCGCACACCGCAUGUUUUGAAUUGUGGAUACUUCGCCUUGGUGCUUUUGCUGUGCUCUCAUGCUGUACUUUUGCACCCUACCCUCCGUUUGUCCACGUUUUACCACCAUCAAAACCAACUAGCUGGUUGCCGGAAUGAUGCUGAUUGUCCGUCAACUCAAGCUUGCUUCAACCGACGUUGCGAGAACCCCUGCCUGAUUGGAAGUAAUUGCCAUGUGUCAGCCAUUUGUACUCCCGAAGCACACAAACCUGUGUGCUCGUGCCCACCCGGGUUCGAAGGGGAUCCGAGGAUCAGGUGUAUCCCCGAGGGUUGUGACUCAAACGCAGAAUGUCCACUGGACAAGGCUUGCCGAAGCAGGACCUGUGUGGACCCGUGCUUAUAUGAAUACUGCGGGAUCAAUGCCAUUUGCUCUGCCGCCAACCAUGCAGCAGUUUGCAGCUGCCCGCCUGGAUAUGAAGGGAAUCCGAGGAGAGGAUGUCAAGUUAUCCAGACGGGUUGCAAGGGAGAUGAUGAGUGUGGUACGAACUUGGCAUGCUUUGAUGGAGAUUGUCGGAACCCGUGUACCGAACUGCGCCCUUGUGGAAUCAACGCUGAAUGCCAGGUCAUCAACAACUCCCCUCUGAAAUCAAUUACCUGUGUAUGCCCUCCGGGAUACAAUGGCAACCCUCAUUACGAAUGCAAGCCGAUCCCUCAAGCAGUUGAGAGUGAACCAGGGUGUGUCAGCGACUAUGACUGCCCCGACACCCUCGCUUGCAUCAACAGAGAAUGCAGAGAUCCUUGCAACUGUGGUGCCAAUGCAGUUUGCACUGUGAGGAACCACAGACCGACUUGCACGUGCAAACCUGGGUUUGAAGGCAACCCGCAGAUUUCUUGCAGAGAAAGUGGUUGUAGAAAUGAUCCGGAGUGCCCCUUCGACCAAGCUUGCUACAACAGACAAUGUGUCAAUCCAUGUUACAUCCAGAACCCGUGUGCCAUCAAUGCGGAAUGCUAUCCCAAUGAUCACAGGGCAUUAUGUAGGUGUCCAUCGGGCCUGGAAGGGGAUGGGUUUUCGCCGUGUGAAACCCCAGGAUGCAAAUCAGAUGCCGAAUGCCCGUUGGACAAAACAUGUCUGAAUCGUCAAUGCGUUGAUCCGUGCGUGUACAGCAAUGACUGUGCUCCAAAUGCCCAGUGUUAUCCUCUGAAUCAUGCGGCGGAAUGCACUUGCCCUCCUGGUUAUGUCGGGAACCCGAGGGAAUACUGCACUCGUCCAGUCGAACCCGAGUGCCGAGUUGACCCUGAUUGCCCCGCGGGCUAUGCUUGCAUCAGAGAGCACUGUGAGGAUCCUUGCAGAGUCAUUAAUCCCUGUCAUCCCACAGCAGUCUGCAGAGUGGUCAACACCUCUCCUGUGCGAACCAUGACCUGUACAUGUCCACCUGGGACCCUUGGAGAUGGCUACUCAUCUUGUGUUGAGCCCGUUGAAGACGAGGGAUGCAGGUCUGAUGGAGACUGUGGGUCAGCUGAGGCUUGCAUAAACAGGGAGUGCAGGGACCCCUGCAAUUGCGGCAGGAACGCUGAUUGCACAGUUGUGAAUCACAGGCCUAUCUGCAGAUGCAAACCCGGUUACGAAGGAAAUCCACAAGUCGCCUGUGAGCUAGGUGGUUGCAAGUCAGAUGCGGACUGCGGGUAUACCGAGGCAUGCUACAAUAGGAACUGCAGGAAUCCUUGCUUGAUCAGUAAUCAGUGUGGUUUGCAAGCCGAGUGUUAUCCUGAGAAUCAUAAGGCAUCCUGCAGAUGUCUCCCGGGCUUAGAAGGCAAUCCUUACACCCGGUGUCAACUGCCAGGAUGCCAAGGAGACUCAGAAUGUCCAUUGGAUAAAGCAUGCAAACAGCGUUCUUGCGUUGAUCCCUGCGUGUACGACAACCCGUGUGCAUCAAAUGCCAUUUGCUUUGUGCUGGGACAUAGAGCAGAGUGCCGAUGUCCUCCUGGGUUCGAAGGGAAUGCUUUGGAGUUUUGUCAGCAACCUGCUGUUGUGGAAAAUGAGCCAGAGUGUAGGAAAGAUUUCGAUUGUCCCUCUGGCUUGGCAUGCUUGGACGAACGUUGUCAGAAUCCCUGUCGUAUCAUUAAUCCGUGCCAUCCGUCUGCCGAUUGUAAAGUUCUCAACACGUCUCCUGUAAAAACCAUGGCUUGUUCUUGCCCGUAUGGGACUGUGGGAGACGGCUACAAUGAAUGUGUUUCUCCAGUUGUUGAAGAGGGCUGCAGAAGUGACGUGGAAUGUGAAUCUUCACUGGCUUGCAUCAACAAACGCUGUCAGGAUCCCUGCAACUGCGGUCCAAAUGCUCUGUGCAAUGUCAUCAACCACAGACCGAUUUGCAGGUGCAAACCCGGGUUCGAGGGCAACCCGAACAUCGGUUGUGAAGAAGGUGGCUGCAAAUCAAAUGCCGAUUGUCCGUUGGACAAAGCCUGCUACAAUAGACAAUGCUUGAAUCCUUGUCUUGUUGAAAACCGCUGUGCAGCAAACGCAGAAUGCUAUCCAAGUAACCACAAAGCCCUGUGCAGGUGUCCACGAGGCUUUGAAGGAGAUGCUCUGCUGAAAUGUUUGCCGUUGGGAUGCGAUUCCGAUUCUGAAUGCGCACUGGAUAAAGCUUGCAGAUCUAGAAACUGUAUAGAUCCGUGCGUGACGGAACGGCCGUGUGCUUCAGAAGCCAUUUGCUAUGUUUUGGGGCAUGUGGCCAAUUGCCAGUGCCCGCCAGGAACCCAGGGUAACCCAAGAGAAUACUGCAGGAGACCAGCCCCGGAAGUCCAGCCAGAGUGUUUACAGGACGCUGAUUGUGGCAGAGGGCUUGGAUGCGUUGAUGAACGCUGCCAGGAUCUUUGUCAACUUUUGAAGCCCUGUCAUCCCAGUGCCACUUGUCAAGUCUUCGAAACCUCACCAAUAAAGACUACCACUUGCACUUGCGCCCCUGGGACUAUUGGAGAUGGUUACACUCAAUGCGUUGAGCCAGUGGUUGAAGAAGGGUGCAAGAGUGAUCUAGAAUGCUCUGUCCAACUGGCUUGCAUCAACAGGCAGUGUAGAGACCCUUGCAACUGUGGCAUCAAUGCUGAUUGUUCCGUGAUAAACCACCGCCCGGUUUGCAGAUGCAAGGACGGCUACGAAGGCAAUCCACAGAUCAGCUGUCAGCUUGCUGGAUGCAGGGGAGACCAUGAAUGCCCCCUGGACAAAACUUGUCGCGACAGACAAUGCGUUGACGCCUGCUACGUGAAAAACCCUUGUGCAAUCAAUGCUGAGUGCACCACGAAGAACCAUAAGGCCGAUUGUCGAUGUCCCCCGGGUCUUGAAGGAAACCCGUUCACCAAGUGCACAACAGUAGGAUGCAAGUCUGAUGAAGAAUGUCCAUUGGACAAGGCUUGCAUCAACCGCCAAUGCGUGGACCCUUGCGUUUAUGAGAACCCGUGUGCCCGUGAGGCAGUUUGCUUCACCUUGUCGCACGUUGCAACUUGUCGGUGCCCUGAUGGAUUGACUGGAGACCCGAGGGUGUUCUGUAGACCGCCUGAACCUGAGCUGCAGCCUGAGUGUGUGAAGGAUGGAGAUUGUGGUACUCGGCUAGCUUGCAUUGAGGAGAGAUGCCAAGACCCGUGUCGAGCGUUGAGUCCUUGUCAUCCCUCGGCAAUCUGCAGGGUGGUUGACUCCCUGCCCAUCAAAUCCAUGGUUUGUGAGUGCCCUCAGGGAACCAUUGGGGAUGGCUACACUCAGUGUGUGAAAGUAGAGGUAGAAGAAGGCUGCAAGAGUGACACUGAAUGCCCUGAACAGCUGGCGUGUAUCAACCGAGACUGCAGAGAUCCUUGCAAUUGUGGACAGAAUGCAGACUGUAGCGUUACCAGUCAUAGGCCCGUAUGCAGGUGCAGAGCUGGGUUUGAAGGGAAUCCGAACAUCAGAUGUGACCCAGCUGGAUGCAAAUCACACGCGGAGUGUCCCUUGGACAAGGCCUGCCACCAGAAGCAAUGUGUGAAUCCGUGCUUCUUGAAAAACCGUUGUGCCACCAAUGCUGAGUGCUAUCCAGCAAACCACAAGGCCGAAUGCAGAUGUCUACCAGGUUUGGAGGGAAAUCCUUUCACGAAAUGUGAACCAGUUGGAUGCAAAUCGGAUUCUGAGUGCUCAUUGGACACUGCCUGCGUCUCACGUCAAUGCGUGAACCCAUGCGCGUACAAUCAUCCAUGUGCUCCGAAUGCCGAUUGUUUCGUUCUUCAGCAUCAACCUCAGUGCAGGUGUCCUCAGGGUUUCACAGGUGACCCACAGUCUUAUUGCCAGAAGCCUGCCACUGAGUUGGAGCCUGAAUGCAGAAGAGAUAUCGACUGUCCGUCGGGGUUAGGAUGCAUCAAUGAGAUUUGCCAGAACCCAUGUACGGUGCUGAACCCUUGUCACAGUAGUGCACGAUGUGAGGUACUGAACACGCUCCCAGUGCGAACCACAACCUGUGAAUGUCCGCCUGGGACAUUUGGAAGUGGUUAUGAACCAUGUGUUGAACCAGUUAUUGAAGAAGGCUGCAAAAGCGAUGGUGAAUGUCCUCAGCAAUUGGCCUGCAUCAAUAGAGACUGCAGAGAUCCUUGCAAUUGUGGAGUCGGUGCCCUUUGUACGGUUACAAACCACAGGCCAAUUUGCCGGUGUCCUCCGGGUUUCGAAGGCAAUCCUCAAAUCAGAUGCGAAGAAAGUGGUUGCAAAUCAGACGCAGAAUGUUCAUUUGACAAAGCGUGUCAUCAGAAACAGUGCAUCAACCCGUGUUACCUGAGAAACCCAUGUGCCGUGAAUGCAGAAUGUUAUCCAUCAAAUCAUGUAGCACAAUGUAGGUGUCCACCGGGACUUGAAGGAAACCCUCUGGUGAGGUGUGAGACGGUUGGAUGCAAGUCAGACAAUGAAUGCCCUCUGGACAAGUCUUGCCAGGAAAGGCAGUGUGUGGAUCCCUGCUUAUACACGAGCAAUUGUGCACCUAAUGCUGCAUGCUUCGUGCUAAAUCAUCGUCCUGAGUGCCGUUGUCCGCAAGGUUUCGUUGGAAAUCCAAGGGAGUACUGUGAAGUUCCAAAACCCGAACCACAACCGGAGUGCCUCAAAGACGGGGACUGUUACGCAGCAUUGGCUUGUAUUGACCAAAGGUGCCAAAAUCCAUGCACUAGUCUGAACCCCUGUCAUCCGAGUGCUGUUUGUCAAGUCAUUAAUUCUCAACCUGUGAAGAGCAUGAUUUGUAAUUGUCCUCCGGGGACUAUUGGAGAUGGCUACACCGAGUGUGUUUCUCCGGUGGAGGAGGAAGGUUGCAAAAGUGACUCCGAAUGUCCGCAAACCCUUGCAUGUAUAAACUCCGAAUGUCGAGAUCCUUGUAACUGUGGCUUGAAUGCAGACUGCAUUGUCCAGUCCCACCGGCCAAUUUGCAAAUGCAAACCUGGAUUCGAGGGAAAUCCGCAGAUAGCCUGCUCUGAAUCUGGUUGCAGGGACAAUUCUGAGUGUCCGUUGGAUAAGGCCUGUCAUCAAAGACAGUGCGUAAAUCCUUGUUACGUGAAGGACCCGUGCGCAAUCAAUGCAGAAUGCUUCCCAGCUAAUCACAGAGCGGAAUGCAGAUGUAACCCUGGACUGGAGGGUAACCCUUUCUCGAAAUGUGUUACUGUUGGUUGCAAGACGGAUUCAGAGUGUCCUUUGGACAAGAGUUGCACGAGUGGAACGUGCCAGGACCCAUGUGUUUACCAGAAUGACUGCGCUCCGAAUGCCCACUGCUUUGUCCUGAGCCACAGACCCGAGUGCAGGUGUCCGCCUGGAUUAUUGGGUAACCCGAGAGAACAGUGUUUGAGACCGGAACCUGAAGCGAGACCCGAGUGCCUCAAUGACGCCGAGUGUCCGAGGCAAUUGGCGUGUAUCGGAAACACGUGCCAAAACCCGUGCACAGUGUUGAACCCAUGUCACCCUUCUUCGCUGUGCCAAGUUGUAGACACUAUUCCUGUGAAAACCAUGACUUGUGUUUGUCCUGCGGGAACCAUAGGAGAUGGGUACUCUCAAUGUGUGGAACCAGUAGUCGACGAAGGCUGCAAGUCAGAUCAAGACUGCCCGUCUCAAUUGGCUUGCAUCAAUAGGGACUGUCGAGACCCUUGCAACUGCGGACCGAAUGCUGCGUGUACUGUGACCAAUCAUAGACCUCUUUGUAGAUGUCUUCCUGGAUUUGAAGGCAAUCCCCAGAUUGGCUGUGUUGAGAGUGGAUGCAAGACUGACUCGGAAUGUUCAUUUGACAAGAAGUGUCAUCAAAGGCAGUGUGUCAACCCGUGCUUGCUUCAGAAUCCUUGCCAUUUCACUGCCGAAUGUUAUCCAGCCAACCACCGUGCCGAGUGUAGAUGUCCACCUGGUCUUGAAGGCAAUCCCGUGGUGAAGUGUGAAACCUCUGGCUGCAAAUCUGACAAUGAGUGUCCUUUGGACAAAGCCUGUGUGGAAAGGCAGUGCAUUGAUCCUUGUUUGUACACCAACGAGUGCGCCCAGAAUGCGGAGUGUUUCGUCAUGAAUCACAGACCACUCUGUAAAUGUAGGCCACCACUACAAGGAAAUCCGCACGAUUACUGCAGGCCACCAGUGGUGGAAGCUGAACCGGAAUGCAGAAGAGAUUCUGAUUGUCCUAGAGCCAUGGGAUGCAUCAACGAACGGUGUGAGAACCUCUGUAGGACACUGAACCCAUGUCAUCCAUCGGCCAUCUGUAGGGUACUGGAGAGUAAUCCUAUAAAAUCUGUCGUUUGUGAGUGUCCUCCAGGGACUCUCGGAGAUGGUUACAAUCAGUGUGUUGAACCAGUCGUGGAAGACGGUUGCCGCAGUGACAGUGAAUGCUCUGACCAACUGGCCUGCAUAAAUAGGGACUGCAGAGACCCCUGCAAUUGUGGAGUUGGAGCAGUGUGUUCUGUGCAGUACCAUAGACCGAUUUGCAGGUGUCCAGAAGGAUUUGAAGGAAAUCCGCAGAUUCGAUGUGAACCGAGCGGAUGCAAGUCUAACCAGGAUUGUCCAUAUGACAAAGCUUGCCACAACAGACAAUGCAUCAACCCUUGUUAUCUCUCGAACCCGUGUGCUGUAAAUGCGGAAUGCUAUCCGGCGAACCAUAUCGCGGAAUGCAGGUGCCCACCUGGUUUAGAAGGGAACCCAGUAGUACGAUGUGAAGAGAUUGGCUGCAAGUCGAGUAAUGAUUGUCCCUUGGACAAAGCAUGUGUGGAGAAGCAGUGCAUCAACCCGUGCCUCAUUGGGCAACCUUGUGCUCCGAACGCGGAUUGUUUCGUCCUGCAACACAGACCUGAGUGUAGGUGUCCACCGGGCACGGAAGGUGACCCAAGGUCAUACUGCAGACCUCCAGCAGUCGAAGCAAGGCCCGAAUGUUUGACUGAUCCUGAGUGUCCGUCUGGAUUGGCUUGCAUCGACCAAACCUGCCAAAAUCCAUGCACAAGACUAAACCCUUGUCAUCCAUCAGCGCUUUGUAGGGUUGUCAACACUAAUCCAGUGAGGACGAUGAUUUGCGAGUGUCCUCCUGGAACUGUUGGGGACGGCUACAAUCAAUGCGUUGAACCAGUUAUUGAAGAAGGCUGCAAAAGCGAUGGUGAAUGUCCUCAGCAAUUGGCCUGCAUCAAUAGAGACUGCAGAGAUCCUUGCAAUUGUGGAGUCGGUGCCCUUUGUACGGUUACGAACCACAGGCCAAUUUGCCGGUGUCCUCCGGGUUUCGAAGGCAACCCUCAAAUCAGAUGCGAAGAAAGUGGUUGCAAAUCAGACGCAGAAUGUUCAUUUGACAAAGCGUGUCAUCAGAAACAGUGCAUCAACCCGUGUUACCUGAGAAACCCAUGUGCCGUGAAUGCUGAAUGUUAUCCAUCAAAUCAUGUAGCACAAUGUAGGUGUCCACCGGGACUCGAAGGAAACCCUCUGGUGAGGUGUGAGACGGUUGGAUGCAAGUCAGACAAUGAAUGCCCUCUGGACAAGUCUUGUCAGGAAAGACAGUGUGUGGACCCUUGCUUGUACACCAGGGAAUGUGCACCAAAUGCCAUCUGCCUUGUCCUGAACCAUCGACCUUCCUGCAGAUGUCCUUUGGGCACUGAGGGCAACCCGCACGAAUUCUGUAGACCCCCGGCACCUGAACGUGAGCCCGAAUGUAGAGUUGACUCGGAUUGCCCGACAUCUCUAGCUUGCAUCAACGAGCACUGCCAAAAUCCCUGCGUCACAUUGAACCCCUGCAACCCGACUGCUAAUUGCAGAGUGGUUAAUAGCAUUCCUGUCAGAACCAUGAUCUGUGAAUGUCCUCCAGGAACGAUUGGCGAUGGUUACAGCCAAUGUGUGGAACCAGUUAUUGAGGAAGGGUGCAAAAGUGACAACGAAUGCUCACAACAACUGGCCUGCAUCAAUAGAGACUGCAGAGAUCCUUGCAAUUGUGGAAUUGGUGCCCUUUGUACAGUGACGAACCACAGGCCGAUUUGCCGGUGUCCUCCAGGUUUCGAGGGCAAUCCUCAGAUCCGAUGUGAAGAAAGUGGUUGCAAAUCGGACGCGGAAUGCCCCUUCGACAAGCAAUGCUACCAGAGACAGUGUAUCAACCCUUGUUACUUGUCCAACCAAUGUGCCAUCAAUGCGGAAUGCUACCCGCAGAACCAUCGUGCUGAAUGCAGGUGUCCACCGGGUCUCGAAGGGAACCCGAGAAUCAGAUGCGAAACGUCGGGAUGCAAAUCCAGCGAAGAAUGUCCCUUGGACAAAGCAUGUGUGGAAAGGCAGUGUGUGGACCCUUGCGUGUUUCAGAGAGACUGCGCUCCGAACGCAGAAUGCUUCGUUCUGCAACACAGACCACAGUGUAGAUGUCCUCCUGGGUAUGAAGGAGAUCCUAGGUCCUACUGUAGAAGGCCUGAACCAGAGCUGAGACCCGAAUGCGUAUCUGACCCUGAGUGUUCAACCGGAUUGGCCUGCAUUGACCAACGAUGUCAGAACCCGUGCGUGACUCUCAGCCCCUGUCACCCGAGUGCCCAUUGCCGGGUUAUCAACACCAAUCCGGUCAGGACCAUGAUUUGUGAAUGUCCGCCGGGGACAAUUGGAGAUGGAUACAACCAGUGUGGUGAGUACCUGCGGAGUUUUUCGUCGUCUGUAACGUGCAAUUCACUAACUCGUCGCCCCUUUUUUUCCCCUUCAAAAGUUGAACCUGUGGUGGACGAUGGUUGCAGCAGUGACAACGAAUGCCCUGACCAACUCGCCUGCAUAAAUAGGGACUGUCAAGACCCUUGUAACUGCGGCAUUGGUGCCCAGUGCACUGUGAGAUUCCAUAGACCGAUUUGCAGGUGUCCAGAUGGCUUUGAAGGGAACCCUCAGAUCCGAUGUGAACUCGGCGGAUGCAAGUCCAGUCAGGAAUGUCCAUUCGACAAAGCCUGCCACAAUAGACAAUGCAUUAAUCCUUGCUAUCUGUCAAACCCGUGUGCUGUGAAUGCCGAGUGUUACCCAGCGAACCAUAUCGCGGAAUGCAGGUGUCCACCUGGGUUGGAAGGCAAUCCGAUAGUCCGAUGUGAAGAGAUCGGGUGCAAGUCGGACAACGAUUGCCCCUUGGACAAAUUCUGCCUCAACAGAGACUGCGUCAAUCCUUGUGUCCACUCGUCGACUUGUGCUCCAAAUGCUGACUGUUUCGCUGAGCAACACAGGCCUCAGUGCAGGUGUCCAGUUGGGUUUGAAGGGAAUCCGUAUGAGUACUGUCAAAGACCAGCUCCUGAAGCCAGGCCCGAGUGUUUGACUGAUCCUGAGUGUCCAUCUGGAUUAGCUUGCAUUGAUCAAACUUGCCAGAACCCGUGCACAAGGCUGAACCCAUGUCAUCCGUCAGCGUUUUGCAGGGUGCUCAAUACAAACCCAGUGAGGACAAUGAUUUGUGAGUGUCCUCCUGGAACCAUCGGCGACGGCUACAAUCAAUGCGUUGAACCAGUGAUUGAGGAUGGCUGCAGAAGUGAUGAUGAAUGUUCUCAGCAGCUUGCCUGCAUUAACCGGGACUGCAGAGAUCCAUGCAAUUGUGGCGUCGGUGCCUUGUGCACUGUCACCAACCACAGACCGAUUUGUCGGUGUCCUCCAGGUUUCGAAGGCAAUCCUCAAAUCAGAUGUGAAGAAAGUGGCUGCAAAUCAGACGCAGAAUGUUCAUUUGACAAAGCGUGUCAUCAGAAACAGUGCAUCAACCCGUGCUACCUGAGAAACCCAUGUGCAGUGAAUGCUGAAUGCUAUCCAUCAAAUCAUGUAGCACAAUGUAGAUGUCCACCGGGACUUGAAGGAAACCCUCUGGUGAGGUGUGAGACGGUUGGAUGCAAGUCAAGCGAAGAAUGUCCCUUGGAUAAAGCAUGCGUGGACAGACAAUGUGUGAACCCAUGUUUGUUCGGCCAAAAUUGCGCACCAACCGCAGAAUGUUUUGUCUUGCAACAUCGACCACAAUGUCGAUGCCCACCUGGACUCGAAGGAAACCCUCGAGAGUUCUGUAGAAGACCUGUUGUUGAGGCGGAACCUGAGUGCAGGAGAGAUGCUGAUUGUCCGCACAACUUGGCCUGUAUUCAAGAACGCUGCCAAAAUCCGUGCAUUACAUUGAAUCCUUGCCAUCCUUCAGCCAUAUGCCGUGUUCUGCAGACACUCCCUGUGAAGACCAUGAUUUGUGAGUGUCCACCUGGAACGCUUGGAGAUGGCUACACUCAGUGUGUUGAACCAGUGAUUGAUGACGGGUGCAGAAGUGAUGACGAAUGCUCCCAGCAACUGGCCUGUAUCAACAGAGACUGCAGAGAUCCCUGCAAUUGUGGAAUCGGCGCCCUCUGUACUGUUACAAACCACAGACCGAUAUGCCGGUGUCCUCCAGGUUUCGAAGGCAAUCCCCAGAUCCGAUGCGAAGAGGGCGGUUGCAAGUCAGACGCAGAAUGCUCAUUUGAUAAAGCAUGUCAUCAGAAACAGUGUAUCAACCCGUGUUACCUGAGAAACCCAUGUGCAGUGAAUGCAGAAUGCUAUCCAUCAAACCAUGUCGCACAAUGUAGGUGUCCGCCGGGACUUGAAGGAAACCCUCUGGUGAGGUGCGAGACGGUUGGAUGCAAGUCAAGUGAAGAAUGUCCCUUGGAUAAAGCAUGUGUGGAACGACAAUGUGUGAACCCGUGUUUGUUCGGCCAACAUUGCGCAUCAAACGCAGAAUGUUUUGUCUUCCAACAUCGGCCACAAUGUCGAUGCCCACCUGGACUCGAAGGAAACCCUCGAGAGUUCUGCAGACGACCUGUUGUUGAGGCGGAACCAGAGUGCAGGAGAGAUGCUGAUUGUCCGCACAACUUGGCUUGUAUUCAAGAACGCUGCCAAAACCCGUGCACUACGUUGAAUCCCUGUCAUCCUUCAGCCAUAUGCCGUGUUCUGCAGACGCUCCCUGUGAAGACUAUGAUUUGUGAGUGUCCACCUGGAACACUUGGAGACGGCUACAACCAAUGUGUUGAACCGGUGGUUGAAGACGGAUGCAGAAGUGAUGACGAAUGCUCCCAGCAACUGGCCUGUAUCAAUAGGGAAUGCAGAGAUCCUUGCAACUGUGGAAUUGGUGCACUCUGUACGGUUACCAACCACAGACCGAUUUGUAGAUGUCCACCGGGCUUCGAAGGCAACCCUCAGAUCCGAUGUGAUGAGGGUGGUUGCAAGUCGGAUUCAGAAUGUUCUUUCGAUAAGGCCUGUCACCAGAAGCAGUGCAUCAACCCGUGUUACAUCAGGGAUCCCUGUGGAAUCAACUCUGAAUGCUAUCCGGUAAACCAUAGAGCAGAAUGCAGAUGUAGACCCGGGUUCGACGAUACCCCUGCGGGUUGCGUCAGAUCUGGAUGCAGGUCCAACGAUGAUUGCCCAUUGGAUCAAGCUUGCGUGGAACGGCAGUGUGUCAACCCCUGUGUCUACUACAAUGACUGUGCUCCAAAUGCCAUCUGCAUUGUACUCGAACACAGACCUAGUUGCAGGUGCCCAGUUGGUCUCCUAGGUGACCCACGAGUGCGAUGCGAGCGUCCAGCCCCAGAGGUGUUACCAGAGUGUACAACUGAUUCACAGUGUCCUCUUGGUCUUGGUUGCAUCAAUGAACGGUGUACCAACCCUUGUGCAGCCUUGAAUCCGUGCCACCCGAGUGCACUUUGUAGGGUGCUCAACACAUCCCCUGUGAGGACGAUGGUGUGUGAGUGUCCUCAGGGAACAUUUGGCGAUGGUUACAGUGCAUGCGUUGCGCCUGAGGUUGACGUUGGAUGCAAAUCCGACCAGGAUUGUCCGUCUCAAUUGGCAUGCUUGAACAGGGAUUGCAAAGAUCCAUGUGAUUGCGGACGCAAUGCUGAUUGUUCAGUUGUAAACCAUAGACCAAUCUGCAGGUGCAGACCUAAUUUCGAGGGCAAUCCCCACAUCGCUUGUGAACCAGCCGGUUGCCGAAGUGAUGCAGAGUGUUCAUUCGACAAGAUGUGCCAUAACCGGCAGUGCGUGAAUCCUUGUUAUAUCCAAAACCCGUGUCACGUGCCAACAGCUGACUGCUUUGCGACCAACCACCGCGCAGAAUGCAGGUGUAAACCUGGUCUAGAAGGGAAUCCCUUAGUCAGAUGCGAGACGAUCGGAUGCAAGUCCGACUCAGACUGUGGCCCGACCGAAGCCUGCAUCAAUCGUCGAUGCGUGGAUCCCUGCUUGUACAGCAACCCGUGUGCUCCGAAUGCUGUCUGCUAUGCGCAGGACCAUCGCCCGUUUUGUCGUUGCCCACCCGGGUUUGAAGGGAAUCCUAAUGAGUUCUGCAGGAGACCCGUGAUCGAGGCCCAGCCGGAGUGCAGAUUAGACCCUGAUUGUCCAUCAUUCUUGGCUUGCAUCAAUGAAAGAUGCCAGAAUCCUUGCACUGUGCUGAACCCAUGUAACCCUAGUGCCCAGUGCAGGGUCCUCAACACCAGUCCUGUGAGAACCAUGAUUUGCGAGUGCCCGCCUGGAACCUAUGGGGAUGGUUACAGUCAAUGUGUUGAACCAGUAGUGGAGGACGGAUGUAAGAGUGAUGGUGAGUGUUCAGACCACUUGGCAUGCAUCAGCAGGGACUGCCGAGACCCUUGCAACUGUGGAUCAAAUGCCAUUUGUGAUGUCAGAAAUCAUAGACCACUGUGCAAAUGCAAACCAGGUUUCGAGGGCAACCCACAGAUUGCCUGCUUUGAAAGUGGAUGUCAGACAGACAAUGACUGUCCUCAAGUUGCAGCGUGCAUUAAUCGACAAUGCGUGAAUCCGUGCUACUUGAACAAUCCCUGUGCCGUGGGAGCAGAGUGCUACCCAGCGGAUCACAGGGCCCAGUGUCGGUGCCCACGAGGCACCGAAGGUGAUGCUCUAGUCAGUUGUAAACCGAUUGGCUGUGAUUCGGACAACGAGUGCCCACUCAGCAAAGCGUGUGUGAGGAGAGAAUGCGUCAAUCCCUGCUUGUAUAGCAACCCGUGUGCAUCCAAUGCACUUUGCGAGGUCCCCAACCAUCGCCCGCAGUGUCGGUGCCCACCAGGGCUUGAAGGGAACCCUAGGGAGUUCUGCAGGAGGCCAGUUGUGCCGGAAGCUCAGCCAGAAUGUAGGCAUGACGGGGAUUGUCCCUCUGGAUUGGGUUGCAUUAGCGAGAGAUGCCAGAACCCUUGCACCGUGUUGAGCCCUUGUCACCCAAGUGCCAUCUGCCGGGUGCUCAACACUUCUCCUGUCAGGACUAUGAUUUGCGAAUGUAGCCCGCCCUUGAUCGGGGAUGGAUACUCUGGAUGUUAUCCUGUUGAACCGGUGAGGGACGAUGGUUGCUCCUCCAAUUCGGAGUGUCCCUCACACUUGGCGUGUUUCUCACCGGAAUGCAGAGAUCCAUGUAACUGUGGAGCCAAUGCCAUCUGUACUGUGGUGAAUCAUCAUCCGACUUGCAGAUGCAAGGAUGGAUUCGCCGGGGACGCUCAAAGAGGUUGCUACCCAGUUGGCUGCCAGACGGACGUGGACUGUCCUUUGGACCAAGCCUGCAUCAGUCAGAACUGCGUGAACCCAUGCUACGUGUCCAACCCUUGUCACAUCAGUGCUGAGUGCGUUGCGCUGAAUCAUCGUGCGCAAUGUAGAUGCCCACCAGGCACCCGAGGCGACCCAUUCCGUUCGGGAUGUAAACCAGAGGGCUGUCAAAGCGACUUGGACUGUUCUCUGGAAACGGCAUGCGUGUCCCGGAAUUGCAUCAAUCCUUGCCUUUACACCAACCCAUGUGCCGUGAAUGCCGAGUGUUUUGUAGAUCAACACAGACCCCAAUGCAGAUGUCCCUCCGGGCUACAGGGCAACCCUAGGGAAUACUGCCGAGCGCCCGUGGUGGAAGCCGAGCCUGAAUGCCGUCAAGAUGCCGACUGUUCCUCAGGCUUGGCAUGCAUUAAUUCACACUGUCAGAAUCCAUGCACUGUGCUCAGUCCUUGUCACCCGAGUGCCAUCUGCAGGGUCUUGGACACUCUUCCUGUGAGGACCAUGGUGUGUGAAUGCCCGCCAGGCACAGUUGGCGAUGGAUCCGCUGCAUGCCAUCCAGAAAGGGAGCAGGGAUGCAGGACUGACCAAGAGUGCCCCACUGUCCUCGCUUGCAUUGGUGGCGACUGUAGAGACCCUUGUGACUGCGGUGCCAAUGCCAUGUGUACUGUCGUGAACCAUAGGCCAAUCUGCAGGUGUAGACCGGGGUAUGAAGGCAACCCGAGGAUCUCCUGCUACCCAGAGGGUUGCAGAAGAAAUCAAGAAUGCGACUUUGAUAAAGCCUGCAUCCAGAGGCAGUGUUUGAACCCUUGUCUGGUGCAGAACCCAUGCGCAGCAAGUGCUGAAUGUUACGUUUCUAGCCACAGAGCACUGUGCAGGUGUCCACCUGGUCAAAAAGGAAAUCCGAACGUCAUGUGCAAGCCUGCGGGUUGUAGCUCUGACAGGGAAUGUUCUCUAGACACUAGCUGUGUCAACACCCAGUGCAUCAAUCCGUGCUUGUACCAGAACCCUUGCGCAUCAAAUGCAGAGUGUUUUGUGCUAGAACAUCGGCCGCAAUGUCGUUGCCCAAGGGGAACAAUUGGUGACCCGAGAGUGUAUUGCGAAACUCCGAGGCCUGAAAUCGAGCCUGAAUGCAGGCAGGAUGCUGAUUGCCCUACUGGGUUGGCCUGUAUCAACGAGAGAUGCCAGAACCCGUGCUUGACGAACCCAUGUUUCCGGCUGGCUAGAUGUCGAGUUUUGGAUACUCUCCCGGUGAAAACCAUGAUUUGUGAGUGCCCUGCUGGAAUGGUCGGGGAUGGCUUUUCUUCCUGCAAACCAGUCGAAGUUGAGAGGGAAGGUUGCAGAAGCGACCAGGAGUGUCCCGUGACACUGGCCUGUUUCGGCGGACAGUGCAAAGAUCCAUGCAACUGUGGUGCGAAUGCUGUUUGCAAUGUUGUCAACCACAGGGCCAUCUGCACAUGCAGACCAGGCUUCGAAGGGAACCCGCAGCUCUCCUGCUUCCCGAUUGGCUGCAAAUUGGACGCCGAAUGCUCCCUGGACAAAGCGUGUGUGCAGGGCAACUGCGUGAACCCGUGCUACAUCUCAGACCCGUGUGCAGCGAAUGCCGAUUGCUUUCCCCGGAACCACAGAGCGGAAUGCCGGUGCAAGUCUGGCUUCGAAGGGAACCCUCAAACCGGCUGCAAGAAACUGGAGUGUCAAAGAGACGCUGAAUGUCCCUUGGAUAAAACAUGCGUGUCUCAGCGAUGUGUGGACCCUUGUGUGUACUCGAACAGAUGUGCUCACAAUGCGCUUUGCAUCCCUGUGAAUCACCUGGCGCAAUGUCGGUGUCCUGUUGGGUUCGAAGGGAAUCCAUUGGUUUAUUGUCGACGACCUGAGCCUGAAGCAUCGCCAGAGUGUAGAACUGAUGCCGAUUGUCCGUCCCUGCUUGCUUGUAUCAAUGAGUAUUGUCAGAACCCUUGUUCUGCACUGGCGCCGUGUCACCCGAGUGCCAAUUGUCAAGUGAUCAACACCGUACCAAGGACUAUGAUUUGCGUCUGUCCUCCUGGGACAAUUGGCGAUGGAUACUCGCAGUGUGUUGAACCCGUAGUGGAGGAAGGUUGUAAGUCAGACACCGACUGUCCAAUGACCCAGGCCUGCAUGAACAGAGACUGCAGAGACCCAUGCAGCUGUGGACCCAAUGCCCAAUGUUCCGUCUUUAACCACCGUCCACUCUGCUCAUGCUUGCCAGGUUUCGAAGGGAAUCCAAACAUCGCUUGUUAUCCAGCUGGCUGCAAAGCAGAUUCUGAGUGUGCCCAGGACAAAGCCUGCUUCAACAAGCAGUGCGUGAACCCGUGUUACGUCAAGAACGAUUGUGCUCCCACAGCCGAGUGUUUCCCGGAGAGACACCAAGCCGUGUGCAAGUGUCCACCUGGACUGGAAGGUGACCCACACAUCCAGUGUGUGCCUUCGGGAUGUUCUUCAGACUCGGAAUGCUCCCUGGCCCAAGCCUGUAUCCUGAGAAAGUGUGUCAACCCUUGCUUGUACAACAAUCCCUGUGCUUCCAAUGCGGAAUGCAUGGUUUUGAGUCAUCGACCGGAGUGCCGUUGUCCACCGGGCUACCAAGGGAACCCGUUGGUGUACUGUGAACGGAUACCUCCACCACCACAGCCGGAGUGUCAACGGGACGGUGACUGUCGGUCUGGCCUUGCUUGUCUGAACAACAAGUGUUUGAACCCUUGCACAGCCAUCAAACCCUGUCACCCGUCAGCGGAAUGUCGCGUUUUAGAUACACUGCCGAUCCGAACCAUGAUUUGUGAGUGCCCACCUGGGACCCUUGGCGAUGGAUACCGGGAAUGCGUUGAACCGGCUGUCGAACAAGACGAUGGGUGCAAAUCAAACAAUGACUGCUCGACUCAACUAGCAUGUAUUAGUAGAGAAUGCAGAGACCCUUGCAACUGUGGGUCCAAUGCGGAGUGCUCAGUCGUGAAUCAUAUGCCAAUUUGUACCUGCAAGCCUGGGUUCGAGGGGAACCCGAAAAUAUCCUGCGUGCCUACUGGCUGUAGAACAGACUCGGAGUGCCCCAGUGACAAGGCCUGUCACCAGAAAAAUUGUGUGAACCCAUGCUACGUCAGGGACCCGUGUUCUCGUAGUGCGACGUGUUUCGCUGAGAAUCACGUAGCUGUUUGCAGAUGUCCGCCUGGUUAUGAAGGAGAUCCUUAUGUGAACUGCAGACAACCUGGGUGCAACUCAGAUGCUGAGUGUCCCUCGGAGAAAGCGUGUGUCUCGAGACAGUGUGUCAACCCAUGCCUGUAUUCGAACCCGUGUGCACACAACGCGGAAUGUGUGCCCUUCAACCAUCAGGCCCAGUGCAGAUGUCCUCCGGGCUUUGAAGGCAAUGCGUAUAUUUACUGCCAGAAACCCGUGGAGCCGGAAUGCAAGCAAGACACGGAUUGUCCAGCGAAGCUUGCUUGUCUUGAGAAUGUUUGCCGGGAUCCGUGUGUGGUCAUCGCACCUUGUGCUCCUACGGCUAUUUGUGAAGUCAUCAACACUGCACCCGUCAGGACCAUGAUUUGCACUUGCCCGCCAGGCAUGAUUGGGGAUGGGAAAGUGCUAUGCACUGCAGUCGAACCGAUUGAAGCCGGUUGCUCAAGUGAUGCCGAAUGCCCUGCCCAAGAGGCAUGUAUGAACAGACAAUGCAGAGACCCUUGUCACUGCGGAACGAACGCUUUUUGCACCGUCAUCAACCACAGACCGUUGUGCCAAUGCAACCAGGGAUACGAAGGAAAUCCCCACAUUGCUUGCGAAGAGAUUGGAUGUAGGUCAGAUGCAGACUGCCAGUCAGACAAGACCUGCAUGAGGAGGAAUUGCGUGAACCCGUGCUUGGUGCAAAAUCCGUGUGCCUACAAUGCGGAGUGCUUUGGUCAAAAUCACAGAGCGCAAUGCAGGUGUCCUCCGGGCUACAUUGGCGAUGCCAGAAGGGUCUGUGAGUUGCCUGGCUGCAAAUCUGAUGACCAGUGUCCGAAUCCUUUGGCGUGUCGAAACCGGGAGUGCGUAGAUCCGUGUGCCACUGGCAAUCCUUGUGCGCCGUCAGCAGAGUGCAUCGGUAGAGAUCACAGAGCCAACUGCAGGUGCCCUGUUGGAAUGUUUGGGGACCCGUAUGUUGAGUGCAAACCUGAGCAAAGGCCGGAAUGCAAGACGGAUGGGGACUGCCCCUCGGGCCUGGCUUGUUUGAACUCAGUGUGCCAGAACCCGUGCACAGUUCUGCGCCCGUGCCAUCCAUCAGCAACCUGUAGGGUAAUAGACACCGUCCCGGUCAGGACCAUGACUUGCAUGUGUCCUGACGGGCAGGUGGUUGACCGAAAUGCCAAUUGCCUACCAAUUUCGCCUACCAUCGCUGGAUGUCAGAGGGAUGAAGAGUGCACUCCGACAACGGCUUGUCUCAAUGGAGAGUGCAGGGACCCGUGCAACUGCGGAACCAACGCUGUUUGCCGAGUGAUCAACCAUAGGGCCAUCUGCGAGUGCAAAUCUGGCUUUGAUGGCAACCCGAAUGUUGCUUGUCAUGCAAUUGGUUGCCGGGAUGACAGCGAGUGUCCAACUGACAAAGCCUGCUUCAAUAGACAGUGUGUAAAUCCGUGCAUAAUCAGCGACCCAUGCCAUGUGACUGCAGAAUGUUUUGCUGAAAACCACAAGGCAGAUUGUAGAUGCAGGACAGGCUUUGAAGGCAACCCCAGAGACCGUUGUGUCCUCCUUGGAUGCAAGAGUAACCAGGACUGCGCAAUAGACAAAUCCUGCGUGAACGCGAAAUGCGUGGAUCCUUGUGUGCAUGCGGAUCCCUGUGCCACCACUGCCGAGUGCUUUGUGACCAAUCAUGCUGCGGGAUGUCGAUGCCCACCUGGACUGUCUGGAAACCCGUUUGAGCGUUGCUCAACGGAACAACCGGCAGUAGAACAAAGAGAGCCCGAGUGUGUCUUCGACUCAGACUGUCCUUCAGGACUGGCUUGCAUAAAGGAGCAAUGCCAGGAUCCGUGCAAAGUAAUCGCGCCUUGUGAUGCCACCGCCAAGUGUGUGGUAUUGGACACUGAGCCCCUGAGGACCAUGGUUUGCAUCUGUCCUGAUGGAUGGGUGCCAUUGAGUGAUGGACGAUGUCAGCCCGUUGAAAUUCCCUCUCCCCCUGGAUGCCUCGGAGAUGAUGAAUGUCCACCAUUGGAAGCCUGCAUCAAUAGGCAAUGCAGAGACCCUUGUGCUUGUGGAGGCAAUGCAGACUGCAUAAUCAAGGACCAUCGGCCUGUGUGCAGGUGUAAACCAGGCUACGAAGGCAAUCCACAUGUCCUCUGCGCAGAGGUUGGCUGCAGACAAAACGAGAACUGUCCGAAUGACAAAGCGUGCUUCAAUGGCAACUGCGUGAAUCCAUGUCUGGUGAAUGAUCCGUGUGUGGCUCAUGCGGAGUGUUAUCCGGAGAACCAUGAAGCCCAGUGUCGAUGCAACCCGGGUUACGAAGGCAAUGCCCUGGAAAGAUGUACCCUCAUCGGAUGCCGAACGGAUGACGAUUGCCCCAUCGAGCAAUCUUGCAUCAAUCGUCAGUGCUUGAACCCUUGCUUCUACAAUAACCCUUGUGCUCCUAAUGCUGAGUGCAGGACCAUCAUUCACUCGGCACGGUGCAGAUGUCCCCCGGGAACAACGGGAGACCCAUAUUCAUUCUGCAAGGCUGUCCCGGAGCCGGAAUGUAGAGAAGAUGCUGACUGCGCACACAGCUUUGCGUGUUUGAACCAGGUCUGUAGGGAUCCGUGCCUCGCAAUCCAACCUUGUGAUUCCUCAGCUGCCUGCAAAGUCAUCUCAACUCUGCCCCUGAGAACGAUGAUCUGUAUUUGCCCCGAUGGACACCAGACCAUGCCUGGUGGAUCGUGUGAACCCAUCCCAGUCAUCACUGGUUUGUGCCUUGAAGAUGACGAGUGUCCAGGAGACAAGGCCUGCGUGAACAGCCAGUGUAGGUCGCCUUGCAACUGCGGGCCAAAUGCCGACUGCAGAGUAGUGGACCACAAGCCCAUCUGCUCCUGCCAAGUCGGCUUCGAUGGUCACCCAGACACAGGAUGUUUCACAGUGGGCUGUGAAAGUAACUCCGACUGUCCGCCCACUCAUGCGUGCAAGAACAAUGCCUGUGUUGAGCUCUGUGCCCUGAGGAACCCGUGUGCGCCGUUUGCAGAGUGCAGGCCGUAUGACCACAACCCACUUUGCAUUUGUCCACCCGGAACCACGGGAAACCCUGGAGUCGCAUGCACGCCUGUCGGAUGCCAACAUAAUGAUGAUUGUCCUAGUGACAAGGCUUGUCACAAUGGCCAGUGCGACGAUCCUUGCGAGUUUGCUGAUCCUUGCGCUGAUACUGAAUGCAAGGUUCACAAUCACGCUGUGUCGUGCCAGUGUCCACCAGGUUUCGAAGGAGACCCAGCUGUUGGCUGUACGAAGAUUGACGACAGGUGCAAGAUUGAUUCGGACUGUCCCAGGCAAACGGCUUGCAUCAACCGCGAAUGCCAGGACCCGUGCAAAAUCAUUUCACCGUGCGGAACAGAUGCUAUUUGCAAAGUUCUCGACACGGAACCAAUUCGCACAAUGACUUGCGUAUGCCCACCAGGUUACGUUGGCAAUGCUGCCGUUGCCUGCGUUCCAGCGCCAACUUGUCCUACUGAAAAGGGCUUCGAAGACAGAGAUGGAGACUGCAUUUGCCCGACAGACAGAGGAAAGGGCGUGAACAAGGACGGAGAAUGCAUUUUGUGUCCAGUUGAACUCGGCUACAGACUUGAUGAGCAAGGAAAAUGCGUGUGUGCCACAGACAGGGGGAUGACGGUGGUCAAUGGUAAUUGCAUUUGCCCGGCUCCGAGAUUCGAGCUCUUGCCUGGAGGCGUCUGCAAAGAGAUUGAACUAGUGGUGUCUCCGGAGUGUGAGGUGGAUGAACAAUGCAAGGACUCCGAGGUAUGCAGGCAAGAGAAAUGCGUUCGUGCCUGUAGCGAAGUCAAAUGCGUCAAAAAUGCCCUCUGCGACGAAGCCAACCACCGAGCAGUGUGCAGGUGCAUCACAGGCUAUGCCGGGGAUGGAGAAAUUGAGUGUGUACCUGUAUUGUCAACGUCGGAACCUACUCCUGGUCUGAGGACGGACUUCCCGCAACCAGAAAUGGUGGUCAACUGCCUGGCUGACGGGGUCUUGGUGGACAUUCGACUGGAUGGCGUGACUGACAAUCGCGAAUGGGACGGUGUCCUUUAUGUCAAGGGUUACAGUGACAGGCAAGAAUGCAGAAGGGUCAUCCAGGAUAGUGACACCAUCAGAGCCCUGGAGUUCAAGGUCGAAUUCAACUCAUGCGGACUGAUCCAUGCCAAUGGAGAAGCAAGCUUCAUAUUAGUGAUCCAGAAGCACCCGAAGCUCGUCACGUACAAGACCCAGGCUUAUCACGUCAAGUGCCUGUACAAGACGGGACAGAAAACCGUGACCCUUGGAUUCAACGUCAGCAUGAUCACGACUGCGGGAACCAUCGCCAAUACUGGCCCACCACCUACGUGCAGCAUGAGGAUCGUGACAGCUUCUGGAAGCGAAAUCAGCAAGGCGACGAUCGGAGAAAGGCUGAUGUUGAUCGUCGAGGUCCAACCGAACAGCGUAUACGGCGGAUUUGUGAGAAAUUGCAUGGCCAAGACGAUUGAGGACGACGGAGAGAACGAGUACCUAGUGACGGACGAAAACGGCUGUGCCACUGAUGCCGCCGUUUUCGGAGAGUGGACCAAGGACUCUGGGAACCCAGGGAUCCUCAUGUCCCAUUUCGACGCCUUCAAGUUCCCUUCUUCCAAUUCGAUAAGAUUCCAGUGCAAUGUGCUGGUGUGCUUCGGCAAGUGCCAGCCCGUCAAUUGCGGCGGAGUUGAUGUCAUGGGCAGAAGAAGGAGACAGAUUUCCUACACCGACGUGGAGGACGAGGACCCGCAGGUCUUCGAGACCGUGUUUACGGGGCAAUUCAGGGAAGAGAUCAUGGUGGAGAGUAACGCCAUCCUCACGUUGGAGAAUACCAACAGAUUCGUGGAUCCCAAUGAUGACGCUGUGACUGCGGAGAGGAAGAUGGUGUGUGUGUCCAAAGUGGGAUUCAUCUUUGCGCUCAUCAUCACUGCGUUGCUGGCCUUGGUAGCAGUGGCUGUAGCAGUGUCCUGCUGGUUGAUGGCUGCUCGACGUCGUCCGCGACGUGACGGCCCUCUUCCGCACCCUCCAGACUUCCCGAACCCUCUUUUUACGACUCCAGAACCCUUGGCAGAGCCCUCGCCAGACUACUUGUCGUGAUGGGCCACGUUGUGAUCCGUGCUCAUGUUUUAUAAGGCACUUUUUAAAAUUGCUAACUGCUAAUAAGAACAUGUGAUUUUUUUUUCUUUGCGCGUACGCUUAACUGGUUGCCCGGUAGUGUAUGGUAGUCCCCAUUCACAAACCCAGUGGAUCCUUAAAACUCGCUUGGGCCAGAUUCCCCACAUCUUUUCUUUUUUUUUUUUCUUUUUGUUGCAGUGGUGCUUAUGCUUCUUCUGUUGGUCUUUUUUACACUGCCGCAAUAUGUCUUUCUUUUUUUUUUUUUUUGCUUUUCGCCCAAGCAGUUCUUUAUUGAUAUGCUUCGAAAAGAACUUUUCGUUUAUUGGUUAGAUAUUUAGUUGAAGGGUCAAGUUUCGAAUGGAAUGAGACUUGACCAGAACUGGGAACUACCAUUCCAACGCAGAUGCUAGACUGGUGGCACUGUAGUGUAUGAUGGCUCGACACCAAAGCGGUGUACAGUAAUUUAAAACGUUUUCUGAAAGUUUCAACGGUGACUGCUGCUGGAAGAAUUUAAUCACAGUGGUUGCUGAGACACUACAGCCCCAGGCCAGUUACACCUUCUCUUCUGUUCGGUGCUAGCAGUUCCCGGGGAUUAGGUAUUGUUUUAGGCGCCAACAAACUAUAUUGACUUCUUGAAAGAUGUGAUUCACAGCCAAAAUGGGCAGCUAUGUUAUAAUGUUGUUUAGAUGGAUUUUUGGGAGAGAAAGAAAGAGGAAGUAAUUUUUGUGUACUGAUAUUUUUGUGUUUUGUGUUGGAUUUGAGGUCUUGCUUCCCCGGUGUCUUCCUGUAUGCGCAUUUUUUUUUUCUUGGCUUCAUUUUACGAGGCAGUGUGUGAUUGGUUCUAAUUAGAAUUGGUCGGUGAAUAAAUUGUUCAGAAUGUCAAA